CUUCCAUUCAUAGCUUAGUAAAUACCCCCAGAAAGCUACAAUUUUCUGACCACAAUAAAUGGUCCUCCCUUUACCCGAGGUGUUCUAUUCGAUACAAUAACCGAUAUCACCCUCGGGCUAUACAGCUCUAACUCCCCUAUCAGAGCGCCAAAACCUCACUCCAACAGCUGCAUGGAACACUGCAAGCACAAGUGGCGGGCGAAGGGGGAGUAAGGUUCUGUUUCCACGGCAACCAAACCUUGCCCUUUGAGUGGCAUUCCCUUCCAGCCAAUCGCAGCCUGAGAAAGCUCCACUACCAACAUCAUCACUGUCAACCCCGCCUUUCAAGUAGCGCUUCGCGGCAAAGACCUAAAAGAAAAAAUAACCACCACACAGAAUAGAGUGGGCGGACACCUUUCCAGGGAUAGGAUCUUGACAGGCGUGGUCUGUGGCCAAUCCCCGCUCUCCUAGUGGUGGGAAUGGACCAAUGGGCUUGCCAGACGGGCGGAGUUGCACAGGUUUCCAAACGCUCGGCGGCGCCAUGGGCUUGAGAGCUAAACGGAGAUGGAAUGUCCCAGUCUGAACCGGUUUCAGCCGGUUGCGAGUGUGUUGCACUAGAGCAGAAGAAGCGCCUGUUUGAGCCUCCCGACUCGCUGCGCCUCACAGCACGGGGACAGCAUCUCCCACAGCCCAGCCCGAGCCACCGGGGAGCCCAGCCCUGUAUGAACGUGCCCGGGCACUGCCUAUAAGCCCACGGUCAUUAUUACUAGCCCCGUCCUGUCUCCUGUCAGUGUGUAGCGCUCACUCUCUGUGGGUGUGUGGAUAUAACAGAGCCCCCGGCCUGGGCCUUCCUCCUCCCCCCCCCAUCCAUUCAUUGCUGACUGAACCCGGCCAAGGGCGGCUGGUCACACUGCCAUCCUGUGUAUACCACACUGUGCGCGGUGCGGACACCAUACAGGCCGGAGCGCUGAGCGGGCUCUGUGUGUACUGACUGCCGGUCACUGCUGCUGCUGCUGGACUCUGUUACACCCUGAGGAGAAGGCGGCUCCAGAUCUCGGUAAGUGGACUCGGCCACGCGUGGGAUCUGUGGGGUGGGUGGCUCCCGGGCGCUGUGUGAUUUAGGGGGGUGUGCUCCAUGUGGGAGCUGUGAGGUGUGAUCUCCAUGGGGGAGGUAGGUGGCCGGCCCCUGGGUGCUGUGUGAGGGGAGGUAGGUGGCCGGCCCCUGGGUGCUGUGUGAGGGGAGGUAGGUGGCCGGCCCCUGGGUGCUGUGUGAGGGGAGGUAGGUGGCCGGCCCCUGGGUGCUGUGUGAGGGGAGGUAGGUGGCCGGCCCCUGGGUGCUGUGUGAGGGGAGGUAGGUGGCCGGCCCCUGGGUGCUGUGUGAGGGGAGGUAGGUGGCCGGCCCCUGGGUGCUGUGUGAGGGGAGGUAGGUGGCCGGCCCCUGGGUGCUGUGUGAGGGGAGGUAGGUGGCCGGCCCCUGGGUGCUGUGUGAGGGGAGGUAGGUGGGUGGCCCCUGGGUGCUGUGUGAGGGGAGGUAGGUGGCCGGCCCCUGGGUGCUGUGUGAGGGGAGGUAGGUGGCCGGCCCCUGGGUGCUGUGUGAGGGGAGGUAGGUGGCCGGCCCCUGGGUGCUGUGUGAGGGGAGGUAGGUGGCCGGCCCCUGGGUGCUGUGUGAGGGGAGGUAGGUGGCCGGCCCCUGGGUGCUGUGUGAGGGGAGGUAGGUGGCCGGCCCCUGGGUGCUGUGUGAGGGGAGGUAGGUGGCCGGCCCCUGGGUGCUGUGUGAGGGGAGGUAGGUGGGUGGCCCCUGGGUGCUGUGUGAGGGGAGGUAGGUGGCCGGCCCCUGGGUGCUGUGUGAGGGGAGGUGGGUGGCCGGCCCCUGGGUGCUGUGUGAGGGGAGGUAGGUGGCCGGCCCCUGGGUGCUGUGUGAGGGGAGGUAGGUGGCCGGCCCCUGGGUGCUGUGUGAGGGGAGGGGGAGCUGUGAGGUUGACCCCCCAUGGCCAGGGGUGAUGGUGUGCUGCUCCCCGCCCUGGAUGUCACUGCGGCCCCUUUAUGCUCACAAUCCACGUGUCUGGCACCGCACGCGGGCUGUGUGUUGUUGUUGUUGUGGUGCUUUGUGUGUCGUUGUGUCCUGCAGCUCACACUGCUGGGGGUGUUGUCUGAGGCCCCUGAAGGGUCCUGGGUGAUUUAAAAUAAUAAUAAUUAGAUUUUGGAUUUUUUUUUUUUUUAUGUAACUGUUUUUUGAAUGAAACGUUGUAGGUGCUAGGCCUCAGGCAGUCCGGGGUGUUUCCUGGGAGGGCCGGGAGGCGGCCAGGCCGGGCUCCUGGGUUCUCUCACGAGUUGUAGCUGGAGUGGAAAUUUCCAGAAAUGUUGUGUGUGGGGAAAGGUCCGCGAGCAUCACGUGCUAGGCAGGGAGGGAGGGGCAGACAGAGGCGGCUGCUGCUGAUCCUGACCCAGGCUCUGGGCCUUCACCUGCCUGGGACACCGAGCCUGCCUCUCCUGCCCGCUGCAUGGCUGCUCCAGGGGGCACCGGGCCCCCCGGCUACCAGGCCAUCACUGGGACUGCAUGUAAUUAACUUUAUCAUCAUUGGUGUGUCGGUAAAUAACUCCGGAUUUAUCACAUGUCGAUUUAUAAGUCACAAGCCGUUAAUGCUCCCCCUGUAUUGAUGGGGUUAAUGCAGGCUAGUCACCUUGCUGGAGUGAUGUGAGCAGGUAAUACAGAAAGGUAGAGACAUCCACAGGUGUUGCAGAACUGAAGUUGCAUUUCCAGGCACAAGGUUUGACAUUUGUAGAUCUGUGUCUCUGUAGGGCCUAUAACACACCCCUUAAACUAUUGUUUUGCAACUGCAUCCCUUAUGUAUCCCAACUCUCUGCUAGACCCGCUUCAGUCUGGUUUCCGUGCUAAGCACUCUGUGGAAACAGCACUGGCCAAAGUAUCCAAUGAUCUAUUCUCUGCAAAAUCUCGGCCACUACUCCAUCCUAAUUCUCCUUGAACUUUCUGUGGCUUUUGACACUGUUAAUCAUCAUCAGCAGCUUCUUCUCAUCCUCUGCAAUAUCGGUCUACAAGAUAUUGCUCCUCCUAACUCUCCCAGUGCUCAUUCAGUGUUCCUUUCUCUCGCUCUGCUUCUUCUACCCAACUCCUCUCUGUUGGUGUCCCUCAAGGUUUAGUCCCUGGUCCCCUACUGUUGUCUGUCUAUACUACCUCCCUUGCUAAACUCAUUAGCUCCUUUGGCUUCCAAUAUCAUUUCUAUGUGGAUGACACACAAAUCUACCUCUCCUCUCCUGAUCUCUCCUCGUCCCUCUUGACUAGUGUUUCUGACUGCCUCUAUUUCGAACUGGAUGGCUGCCCACUUCCUAAACUUAACUUGACCAAAACUGAAAUUCUGGUCUUUCCUCCCUCAAGUGUUACUCCUGUGUCUGUCUAUCUCCAAGUCAACAGGGCUACCAUCAGCUCCACCACUCAGGCUCACUGCCUAGGUGUUCUCUUUGACUCCGACCUCUCCUUCACGCCUCAUGUUAAGUCUAUAGCCAAAUCCUGGCGCAACCAACCCUACUUAACACCAGGUGCGACUAAGGUGCUGGUCCAUUCCAUUGUCCUUUCUCGCCUUGACUACUGUAAUCCGCUUCUGAGUGGUCUUACGUGCUACCAACUUGCGCCGUUACUGUCCAUAAUGAAUGUGGCGGCAAGGCUCAUCUUCUUGUCCUUCCACACCUACCCCUUUCUGUGAGACCCUACAUUGGAUCCAUGUAAGAUAUAGGGCUCAAUUUAAAAUUCUUUUUUUUUUAAUAAAUAUAAUUCUCUACAUAAUGCUGCUCCCACCUAUCUAUCCUCUAUCUAGGCCCUUGCGCUCUGCUGAAGACUUCUUCUGUCCCUACUCCCACCUCUGAUGCUCGCCUUCAAGACUUUUUGAGGGCUGCACCGUUUCUGUGGAACUCCCUUCCCUCCUCCGUUAGUCUCUCACCCCGUCUCCACUCCUUAAAAAAAAAAAAACAUUAAAAACCCACUUCUUCAUAAAAGCGUAUCAAUUAAACUGUUAAUAGCUCCUGACUGAUUCCUGUCUUGCAACUGUCAUCAGUCUAAUACUAUCCUUACCUUUUUGUGUCACUGUACCCCACUUUCUGUAGCAUGUAAGCUCAUUGAGUAGGGCCCUCAACCUCUCUGUUCCUGUGUGCCCAACUUGUCUGGUUACAACUACAUGUUUGUCCACUGUAAAGCGCUGCAGAAUUUGUUGGCGCUAUAUAAAUAAUGUAGCUAUGUGUGCAUCUAUAUAGACGUUUCCACUAGUUAGUGCCCUUCCUGCUGGAGUGUUGGGAGAUCUAGCAUAGGAUUAAAAUGUCUGUUUUAAAAUCAGUUGAAUAUUUCCUUCCUUGGCUGGUAACGUGUAGAGUUCUUAUAUGACCUCUGUGUAUGUGAAUAUGUGCACAUGCUAUAAGAAAACAGUAUGUAUAUGUCCAUUUCUUCUUUCAAGGAAUGUUAACACUAUGAUAUUGAACAAGUCUAGUUGAUUGCAAGGUGUGUAUUGGUGAAGAACACAUUGUAGUGGUUAUGGCGCUUGGUGUGUACCUUUUUAAAACAUUGUUUUUUCUCAGGAGCCUGAUCGGUCCAUGUAUGAUGAGAUGGCCAUGCUUGAUGAUCCCUGAUCCAAUGCUUCUCAUGGCGAGGGGGCAUCACAAUCCACCAGUUUAUCAUUUCUAUUCUAGAAGUACUGAAUCCAAUACUUAUCUGUGAGAAGCAUUAGCUGUAUCUUACCUUGUCAUGCUGAAUGUGAAGACAUUAAAAAAAUUGAAGGUGGAAUCGCCUCUUGUCACGAUCGGACAGCCACAGCGUGUUACAUGCCAGUUAUAAAAAUAAUAUUGUAAAGCGCCGCAGAAUAAGUUAGCGCUGUGUAAAUGCCCAAAAAUUCGAAUAUUUUCAGGAAAGGGUCAAGAUACUUGCACAGUAAGAUGUGGUAGUUUUUGUACUUGGUGUCCCUUUUUAUAAACACUUAAAAGAACACUGAGCAUAAAAUGAAGCUUCAUUAUCGAUAUUUUAUUUAGUGGUAUCGUUUCUAGAGAAGUGAUAGUCCUCCUUUGACAUGUGUAGGUGUGUCUCAUCAUAACCUCACUCAACUUGUAAAUACAUAUUUGCAUAGUUUAAUACGUGUGUAUGUAAGUGAGUUUUAUGUGGUUGUUAUAAUUAAACUAAGUGACUAUGAAAUUGCUCUGUAGUGAGUAGUUUCACCAUAAUUUAAUUUUGCAGACUAGUUUGUUUUGUAUGAAGGUUGGAGACCUUAUACAAAAUAUAUAUAUUUAUUUAAAGUGUCCGCAUUAAAAGUAGGAUUCUCAGUUGGCAAUUAGUCAAUUUGGUUAGGUAUCUGCAUAUCUCUCUAGUAAGGCUUAAAGUAAAUUAUAUUUGCAACGCAGCUGUUAAGGUUAAAUAGAAAAAAAGUGUGCCUUGGAAACUGGUUUAAAAUUAACUAAGAAACACGGUUUUCCACAGCAGUUAUAUUCCAAGAAGUAAAACAAGCAACAUUUGGUGUUGCUCUCCACUCCUAGUACUAUAAUUUCAUUGCAGCCUUACCAGGAUUUUCAUUAGUCAGCAAGCAUCUAUUGCAAGAGGUGUGUAUGAGUGAGGUAUUUCUAUAGCUCUUUAAAGGGUCACUAUAUGUACUUAGACCACUUCAGCUCGUUGAAGUGUUCUGGGUGCAGUGUCCCUGUACCCUUUAGUCCUUCAAUGUUAAUCAUUUCAGUGUUUGAGAAACUGCAAUGAUUACAUUGCAGGACUAAGACUGUCCAGUGGCUGUCAAUCAGACAGCCAAUAGAGGCACUUUCUGGUUGUUAAAGUGAAAUUAUAGUGCCAGUUACCUGGGUCCAGCGCUGAUGUCCCUUGGCGCUGGAUCUGGUCUGCCCUCACUCCUCUUCCACCAUCAGCCGGCUGAGUAGAACUCUCUUUCCCUGCAAAGCCCUCAGAUAGUUACAAUGCCAUUUUUAAUUUAGCUGGGUUUUCAUUUUACUUACUGGCAAUGGCUCCCAAAUACAUUAUAUAGUUUUACACCAUAUGUCACAAAGAUAUGGUGUAGUCAGUGUAAAAUUUUAAGGUUUUUGCUUACUUUCCCUCUGUUCCAGCGACAGUUUGUGGAUGUUGCUCCUUAUGUAAUACCCACCUCCUGGCUGCCUUUAGCUCCACCCUAAUUUGCUCUCCUUGAGUUGGAUUAUGGUCGGAUUAGGGUUUGGAUUGGGAAAAGGGUAUACAGGCUUAUCAUUGAGUUCAAGAACAGGAGCAGAAUACAAAUAUGUGGUGGUUUCAGUAGUGACAGGCGUGGUCUAUGAAAUUCCUCAAAAUGAAAACGUGUGGAAUAAAAACACACUAAUUAGACCAGGAUUGUGAUAAAAUGGUUAAAUGAAUAGUGUCAUAAUAAUCUUAAUUGCAUAUCUUGCAGGAUGUACACUAUAAAUAUUUAUACUUUUGUCUAGCGGUGUAAUCUCGGCAUGCCAAGUUAUGCAAAGCUUUAGAAUUCAGUCCUUGCAGUAUUUGUUUUAUAACUUCGAAAAAUGUAAAUCCUAGACAUAUUGGGGAUUCAUUAACAAUCAGGCCUAACUAGUGAAUCUGUUUUGUUAGUUUCUUUUACUUGCACUGUGUGUUGAAAUUAUUGAAUGCAAAACUAGAAGAAAAGUGUUUUUUUUUUUUUUUUUGUUAAACUUGCCUUUCUCCUAUUCCCUCUUCUCCUCCCCUCUCAAUCUUUUCUUAAUUUCUGAUCUAGUUUUCCUUGAAACUAGAAGGGACUACUUUGUCUUAUGUAUUUUGCCUACGCUUGCCUUUCUUUGACCUGAGGAGGAGCUUAAGUCUGUUCCAUUUGCUGUGCCAGAGAAAAUACUCGCCCUCCUGGUCAAAGAAAGUCAAGCGUAGGAAAAAUGCAUAACAAGACAUAGAAACUAGUCACUACUUUGUCUUAUGUUUGAAAGAAGAUUAGAAAAGAACUGUUUCUGAGAGGAAGAGGAAUGAAAAGGAGAAAUUAAACAGAAAGGGAAAUUGUUGUAGAAUGAAUGCAUGACAAAAAGGCCUUGCUUGCACAUUGCAUCUCAAAAAGCCUUGGUCCUUAAGGGGGUAUAGAAGACUUGUAUAUUUACUUUUUUUUUUUUUUUUUGUUGUAAUUUACACACAGAUUAGACCAAAAAAACCUGAAAAUUGUUUUAAAGCAAACCAGUAUGAAUGUUAUGAAUGUUAUGCAUUGACAAUAUCAAAAUCAGGUAGGAAAAUAAUCUAUACAUUGUGUCAGCAGAUCUUUUUUUACUUUACUGAGAGGGUAGUGGAAGCAUGGAAUAGCUUUCCAGCUGAAGUGGUAGAGGUUAACACAGUGAAGGAGUUUAAGCAUGUGUGGGAUAGGCAUGUUGCUAUCCUAGCUAUAAGAUAAGGCCAGGGACAAAUUUAAGUAUUUAGGAAAUUGGGCAGACUUGAUGAGCUGAACAGUUCUUGUCUGCUGUCUUUUUUUUUUUUUUUUUUUUUAAAUCUAUCUGUCACAAUUCGCGAUUAGUAAUAUACUCUGCACCAAGGGCUUCAAUUACAAGGCAUUCGGUGGCUUAUUCCAAUGCCCAACAUUGAUUCACUAUGUAUACUACCACAUACUUUAUAUCCUAGUAGAUACCUCUGCCAUUAAGCUUUUUGAAUGUGUGGCCUUUAGGCUCACCCCACUCCAAAAUAUAACCUUUUGAACAGAUUAAAGGAACACUUUAAUAAUUACACUUCUUUAUAAUGGUGGAAUUUCUAAAAUAAAGGGUUCAUGUUGUCAGAGACAAUAACAGAUUAUAUUUACUCUGAAAAUGUCAGUACAUAAAGAAAAAAUAUCUAUAUAUUAGAAACCUGAGAACUGAAAACCAGCACCAAACCCAGAAAGUUGUGGGAAUCCGUUUCAUUUUUAGACGAUGUAUAAUUUACUAUUAAAGGACCACUAUAGCCACUUCAGAUCAAUGAAGUGGUCUGGGUGCCAGGUCCCCCAGGUUUUAACACUGCAGCUGUAAAUAUAGAAACCGCUGUGUUUACAUUACAGGGUUAAUCCAGCCUCUAGUGGCUGUCUUCCUGACAGCCGCUAGAGGCACUUCAGCGACGCUUAAUGCGAAAAUCGCAUUGAGCACGCAGAAGGUCCAUAGGAAAGCAUUGAGUAAUGCUUUCCUAUGGGCGGCUUGAAUGCGCAUGCGGCUCUGGCCGCGCAUUUGGCUCCACUCGUGAACUGACGUUGGGGGAGGAGAGGUCACCGGUGCUGGCUUAUGUAAGUGGCUGAAGGGGUUUUAACCCCUUCAGUCCAGCGGGAGGGGGACCUUGAUGGUUGGGGGGACCUGAGGACUAUAUAUAGUGCCAGGAAAACAAGUUUGUUUUCCUGGCACUAUAAUGGUCCUUUAAGCUACAUACCAGGGGUAGGGAAACUUUUGCACUUCAGAUGUUGGACCGCAUUAUCCCUUCUUUGUCAGCAUUAUUGGAGAUGUAGUCCACAACUGCAGGAGUGCUGAAGGUUGCCUACACUGGUUACAGAGACCUGGUAGUUUAAAUUAUAUGCAGUAACCUUUCAACUGUAAUUUGUUACAAAGUAUAAUGUGAAGAUAUUAAAGGGACACUAUAGUCACCAAAACAACGUUUAGCUUAAUGAAGCCGUUUUGGUGUACAAAUCAUGUCCCUGCGGUUUCACUGCUCAAUUUUCUGCCAUUUAGGCGUUAAAUCACUUUGUUUAUGAACCCUAGUCACCUCCCUGCCUGUGACUUGCACAGCAUUCCUAAACACUUCCUGUAAAGUCAUCUACAGUUUAUCUUUCCAUUCUGCUUAAUUUAGAUUUUCAUAUCCACUGCUAUGUUAAUAGCUUGCUAGACCCUGCAAGAGCCUCCUGUAUGUGAUUAAAGUUCAAUUUACAGAGCAAGAGAACAUUGUUGAAGGUAAAUUACAUCUGAAUGAAAGUGAAACCAUUUUUUUUUUUUUUUUUUUUUUUUUUUUCAUUGCAGGCUGUGUCAAUCAGAGCCAGGGGAGGUGUGGCUAGGGCUGUAUAAACAGAAACAAAGUGAUUUAACUCCUAAAUGGCAGAGAAUUGAGCAGUGAAACCUGAGAAGCCUAUACUAAAACUGCUUCAUUAAGCUAAAGUUGUUUAGGUGACUAUAGUGUACCUUUAAUGUAAAGACCUUAAUAUAUUCACAUUUAAAGGGUUAAACAUCCUUGAAUAAUUUACCUGAUUCCAGUGCCGAGGUCUCUUGGCGCUGGUUUUGUCUCCUCAUUCUCAGAAGUUAGCGCCAUGCAAUGUUUACAUUUGGCCAAACGUAUUCCUCUAAUGGCAGUCGGACAGCCACAAGAGGCGCUUCCAAAUCCUUUGGCUUUUCAAAGGAAUUCAUUAUUAUUACUGCAAUUUAUAUAGUGCCAACACAUUCCGUAGCACUUUACAAUAUUAUAAGAGCGGGAUUUAGCUAUAAAUAGGACAAUUAGAAGAAAACUUACAGGAAUGAUAGUUGAAGAGUGCCCUGCUCAAACAAGCUUACAGUCUAUAGGAGGUGUGGUAUAAGACACAUUAGGACAGGAAAUGGCAAUCAAUUAAGGUGGGAGUGAAGCAGAGCUGGAGGAGAGAGUAGAGUGCUCCCGCUUAGGAGAGGGCAAGAUACAGGUAUGGGAGGCCAUAAGCUUUCCUAGAUAGAGGUUUUUAAGGCACUUUUUAAACGAUUGAAGACUAGGGGAGACUCUGAUGGCGGUAGGCAGGCUAUUCCAUAGGAAGGGAGCCGUCCGCGAGAAGUCCUGAAAUCGUGAGUUGGCCGUACGGGUGCGAGCAACAGACAGGAGAAGGUCACGGGCAGAGCGGAGAGACCGAGAAGGGGCAUACCCUAUGGAUCAUUGUAGAGAUAUGAGGGGCUAGAAAUGUUCAGUGCUUUAUAGGUAUGGGCUAGCACUUUGAAUUGACUCCUAUAGGAUACAGGAAGCCAGUGUAAGGACUGACAGAGGGGUGAGGUGUGAGAGGAAAAUAGAAGGGACCGAGGACAGAGCCUUGACGGGACUCCAAUUGAGACAGGACGAGGGGAGGAGGUAUCAUUCGAAAAGGAGACACUGAGCGUUGGGAGAGAUAAGAGGAAAACGACAAGAGGACAGUCACAGAGUUUGAAGGAGAGCAUGAUCAACUGUCAAAGGCAGCAGAGAGGUCAAGAAGAAUUAGUAUGGAGUAGUGGCCUUUGGAAUUAGCUGUGAUUAGGUCAUUAGUAACUUUGAUAAGAGCAGUCUCAGUAGAGUGGAGAGGGUGGAAGCCAGAUUGAAGAGGGUCAAGGAGAGAGCUGGAAUUGAGGAUGAGACAUACAGGUAAAGACAAGUCUUUCAAGAAGCUUUGAGGAAAAAGGGAGCAGGGAUAUAGGACGAUAGAGGGGGAGCACGGGUCAAGAGUUUUUUUUUUUUUUUCAGGUUAGGUACUACAGUGGCAUGUUUAAGGUCAGCAGGGACAACGCCAGAAGAGAGAGAGAGCAGUUGAAGAUGUGUGUUAAGGAAGGCACAAUACAAGUGGAGUGAGGUCUGAUAAAGACUGGCCUGGAUCAAGCGGGCAAGUGGUGGGGCGAAAGGAAAGAAGCCCAGCCACCUCUUGUUCAGUAGCUGGGGAGAAAGUCUGAAGGAUAGGAAAGGCAUGAUCUACGUGUGGUUGAGUAAGAGAACGGCAAGGAGGGAGAAUUCUUUCUUUAGCUGUUCAAUCUUGUCGGUAAAGUAGUAUGCAAAACAAUGUGUAGUUAUGUGUAGCCAUUUUGUUCUCCCCUGCUUGUUGGAUUGGUUUUACUGAUGGAUUGUGUGUAAAUUUGCAACUGAAACAGAGCAUUGCAUUUAAUCUCUACCCAUUGUCAAGUUGUAUCAAUUUGACUGCUGUAAAUCAUGAAAAGUAGUCCUUGCCGUAUGUAUUAUAUGAAAUGUGAACAAUCAGAAGGCUAUAUAGAAGCAGAUUAGGUAAUGUUUUUUUUUUUUUUUUACUUUAAUAUUGGUGAAAUUACAAAUGUAAAAUUAGAGUAUAUAUUAAAACAAACAAACUAUUCGAAAAGGUGAGCAGUAUUUCAAUGUAUAGGGGGGGUGACUGUUCUGUGACUUGGGGUGCCAUAAAGACCUUAUAUUGUAGUGCUCUAAUGGAGUUUGAUCGCAUGGAAAAAGAUUUCUCAAACUUUCCUUCCCGUAGCCUAACCCCUGAAUGAACACCUUUAUUGUUUGUACAUUGCCUAUCAGAACCAAUACCCCACAGCUUCUGGGCAGAGCAGAGAAGCUUUUUGUUUCACAAGUGCUUAAUGAAAAGACUGAGCAACCCAGUGUGACUUGGGAGAACAGAGGUGAGCGAAGUUGGCUGUAAGAAAAAAUGGCCUUCUUUAACAUUUUUAGCUUCCCUUUAAGACUACCGAAAAUAUCAUGCUGCUUCAUUCAGUGCUUAUAUGUAGUGAAACAUGCAACAAACGUCACACAAUUAUUUUAUGAGUUGAUAGGAUCUACAGUUUGCCUUUCCAUUCCCACAUGUUGUGUUGCCACACAAAAUGCUUGGUGUUUGCAUAUUAGACACAAUUUGUUCACCUGCAAUAACACUUGAUAAAGUAAGGUGUAAUCCUUGUACAAUGAUAAGGUUAUGGUCCUGAAAUUAUUCUUUCAUUUCUUAUUUUGUCCUAAUUUUUAGAUGUGAAAGCAAUUGGCAAAACUCAUAUAGGCAAAUUGAUCUGUUUUGACUUUACAAUCUGACAGCUUAAAGGACCACUAUAGUGCCCUGAGGGUGCCCCCACCCUCAGGGACCCCCUCCCGCCCGGCUCUGGAAGGGGGAAAGGGGUAAAAACUUACCUUUUUCCAGCGCUGGGCGGAGAGCUCUCCGCCUCCGUUACGCCCCGCCAGCUGAAUGCGCACGCGCGGCAAGAGCUGCGCGCGCAUUCAGCCGGUCUCAUAGGAAAGCAUUUACAAUGCUUUCCUAUGGACGCUGGCGUGCUCUCACUGUGAUUUUCACAGUGAGAAGCACGCAAGCGCCUCUAGUGGCUGUCAAUGAGACAGCCACUAGAGGAUUAGGGGGAAGGCUUAACCAUUCAUAAUUAUAGCAGUUUCUCUGAAACUGCUAUAAUUAUGAAAAAAUGGGUUAACCCUAGAAGGACCUGGCACCCAGACCACUUCAUUAAGCUGAAGUGGUCUGGGUGCCUAGAGUGGUCCUUUAAGUUGAAUGAACACACAAUGCGUUGACGUUUUCCUCGUAUCCCAUUUGUAAUGUUUCAAACGUGUAUAAAAUCUUAAAGGAACACUUUAAGAUAUUAUUUUAUACAGGUUAACUCCACUUCUAAUGACUGUCCAGUCUACCGAACAGCCCAUAGAGGGAUUUUCGGGUCGUUAGCAGACUUGGUAACCUAAUUGACGGACGCCCUCACGCUAUGCAUGAAUACAUCCAGCGUCAUCAAAAACCCCAUAGGAAAGCAUUUUACAAUGCUUUCCUGUGGGGGUAGUCUUUAUCUGAGCGCGGUGAUUGCCGUGCAUGCACAUUAUGUCCCCCCUCAGCCUGCGGGCAGGAGCGGAGGUGGAGCCUGGAAUCAGGUAAGUGAAAAGAGGUGUAUUUAUUUUUAUUAAACAACUUCUUUACCACGUUGAGGGAGGUGGGCACGAUAGGUACCUAUAGUGUCAGAAAAACAACCUGGCACUAGUUUUCCUUUAAAUUGUGUAAAUAUGUAGAAAUUGGAGUAUCAGGUCAAUAUUUUGAAGUUAUAAGUGACGAAUUCCUGAUUGCCGUACAGACCUUAGGUUUUUCUGGAUUUAACCAUUCUGGCUAUAUGUGAAAUUAUUUUUAAAGAGACUGUGUAGGCACAGUAACUACUUAAUCUAAUUGAUGUGGCUAAUUGGCUAUACUGUCUGUAGUGCCCUGGCAACAUCAUACCUUUCAGUUUUAAGUUGGUUUCUAAUGUUUCAAUACUAUAGAGUUCCCAACAGCCUAUUCUCUUUGGUCCUCAGGCUAAUGCUUCUUCAUUAACCAAGCAGCAGUGGGCAGUUGAGUGUCUGGUGUCCGCAUGUUGCUUUCAGCCUCAAAGUACCCAUUGCAAGUAUGAACCAGAUUGGCUAGAAGGAAUGGCCUUAGCCACGCCUAUAGUAACGGCUAUGGUGUGAUUGGCUUGGGACCAAAACAAAAGCUCUAUAAAACAACCUGUAAUCCUUCCCUCUGCGGCCCAAUACCCCCACAGUGAGAUUAAGCACAAUGAUCUCUGGUCCAAUCUAAUGCUUCUUUGUUAUUUCUAAGAAUUAGAAGCCUACAAUAUAAAACAAUGUAAUGCUUUAACAUUCCAAAAAUACUGACCUAAUCAGACCACGAGGGAUGUUAACGGGGCACUCCAGACCCCUAAAGAUCUUUAGCUUGUUAUACUUUGUGUAUGUAUUUUUGUAUUUUUUUUUUUUUUUUUAAAGUGAAGGGAAACUCCAGUGCCAGGUAAACAAUCCGUUUUCCUGGCACUGCAGGUCCCCUCUCCCUCCAAUCCCCGGUUGCUGAGGGGAUGAAAACUCCUUCAGUCACUUACCAGAGGCAGCUCCGCGGUGCGGCUUCCUCCGCGCCGCUCCUCCCUCUGAUUGCGGUGGGUGAGACUGAUCCCGCCCACUGGCCGGGAUACCUAAUGCUUUCCUAUGGGGAAAUGAGCGACGCUGGAGGUCCUCACACAGCGUGAGGACGUCCAGCAAUGCUCUAGCACAGGUUUUCUGUGCUAUGGACAAGGAAGUGUCCUCUAGUGGCUGUCUACUAGACAGCCACUAAUGGUGGAGUUAACCCUGCAAGGUAAUUAUUGCAGUUUAUGAAAAAAACUGCAAUAAUUACAGUUGCAGGGUUAAGAGUAGUCAGAUUGGCACCCAGACCACUCCAGUGGGCAGAAGUGCUUUGGGUACCUCGUGGAAUGUCCCAUUAAUGGAGACAACGGUCACAUCCUGGUUUGGUUAGCUUAGUGGAGCUAAACUCGAGGCACCAAUUGCCCAGAGCACUAGUUUGCAAAUACUUCUCAUUGAGCUGCUUUGGGAAGUUUGUGAUCAGAAAGUCUAGGCAGGGUUAGGAGAGAGCUUGCAAAGGCAGCAAACAGAUUGCUCUAGGGCAGGGGUUCUCAACCCAGUCCUCAGGACCCCCUACCAGUCCAGGAUUUGGGGAUUACCUGGGUGUGUCUCAGGUGUUUAGAAAAAGAGAAAAAAAACACCUUUGACUCUAAGGUGUUAUUUUUUUGUCUUUUUCUAAACACCUUAGACACACCCAGGUAAUCCCUAAACCCUGGACUGGUAGGGGGUCCUGAGGACUAACGUUGAGAACCCCUGCUCUAGCUCUUGCAAGCUGUUUUUAGAUAUACGUCCCCUGAAAAAAAUGCAUAAUUGCAUUCAUGUUUUCAUUUGGGGUAUAUCUACAAACAGUGAUUUUAUUUUUGAUCUUGGCCAGUGGGGUGUCCUUUUGGAGGUUACUCCAACCUCCAUGACCAUUUCUGCUUUUAAAAGUGCUCGUUGUAGGAGUUUGUAUGUGCAUUUAGAGAUAUUUGCACUUUUGCUCCCUGGCAUUUGUGAAUAUUAAUUCUGUGCAAUCAGCGUGCAUUGCAAGCUACCAACAGAUGUCAUGGAGCAGCCUGCAAAGGGAAAUGUAUCCUUCCCCUCUUUCUCUUUUAUUUACGUUCUCUCCCCCUGCUGUCCAUGCCUCCCUAUAUCCUUAACUUUUUGGGAAAAUUUCCUCUCCCUCCCCUUAUUGGCUCUGUGUGCAUGUGUUUUGAGCUAGUGAGAUGGUCUAAUCAAAUGAUUCUCGAUGCUUAAAAACACCUUAGAGAACCACUAUAACUCCUCCCACUUAAUUGAGUAAGGCAGCCAAUAAUAACAUGCACACUGCUUGUGGUACCAGAGAGAACUAGAAGUCAGGUUGUAAUUACACUGCAAUUGUUUUGUUUUUUUUGUUUUUGUUUUUUGUUUGAUAACUGUAUACAAAGAAAGGGAAUGCUGUAGUUAUUGUACUUGGUGUCAUGUUAAUGAAAAUAGUACUAUACCUAUUAUGGAAUUGAUUGAAAUAUAGGAAAUGUAUGUACAUCUGUAGUCCCAUCUUAUUUACUUGUGUAAUGGGAGUAAAGGUGCUUCCCCAGUGGUACUGCUAUCAAUAGAAUUGUUCCUGGCGCAUCAUUUGGCUGUUUGUGUUUGUGUGUCUCUCCCUCUCUCCCUCUCUCCCUCUCUCCCUCUCUCCCUCUCUCCCUCCCUUGUUUACACCCACACUUAUUGUAUAUCAUUUUAUUCAGGGGAAACAGGGCUUUCAUGUAACAUCAAAUAUUUAGGUAUGUCUCAUGUGUAAAACAGUACCCCCUAUGUGCAGGUUUUAUGUUUUGGGAAGUUAGAGUCAAAUAUAGCGUGUUACAUUUUUCAUUUUUUCACAUUGAAAUUCGCCAGAUUGGUUACGUUGCCUUUGAGACCGUAUGCUCGCUCUCCCUCAAUAGCUUGCUAGACCCUUCAAAAACAUCCUUUAUGUGAUUAAAGUUCAAUUUAGAGAUUGAGAUACAAUUAUUUAAGGUAAAUUACAUCUGUUUGAAAGUGAAACCUGUUUUUUUUUGUUUUUUUCCAUGUAGGCUCUGUCAAUCAUAGCCAGGGGAGGUGUGGCUAGGGCUGCAUAAACAGAAACAAAGUGAUUUAACUCCUAAAGGACAGUGAAUACAGCAGUGAAGUUGCAGGGGAAUGAUCUAUACACUAAAACUGCCUUAUUUAGCUAAAGUAAUUUAGGUGACUAUAGUGUUCCUUUAAUUUAUACCAAACUAAAUCAAGGCUUAUGAAUGAAGCUUUAGGUGCUCUGAUACGUAGAUGUGUAUAGUAGGCACCUGCCCAGUAUGAUUUUUAUUUUAUUUUAUAUACAGAUUUAAGCUUUUGUAAGUAAAUAGGAAAAAGAUAGAGGGACCUCCUUAUAUUCUUUCGAAAUGUACCAUGAGCAGACCCUUUUAUACAGGGACAUCUAAAUUAAGUUGUUAUGGUUCCAGAAGGCCCCUGGGCGCACUUUUACCUCAAGGGGUUAAAUCGUUCUCUUUUCCAUUCGUUGGGUAAGACAUUGGUAUGACUGUUAUGUUGAAGUUAUAUUUAGAAUGUGAAUGGUUAUGAAGUAUGCAUCUAUCAAGUCUUCUGCUUAAAGUUGCAAACAGUUUGCAGUUUGUUUUAGAUACAUGAGCAAAUAUUGUGCUGCAUUAAGCUUUUUGCAUUACUGCUGGGAAGCCAUUUGAAGUAAUGUCUGUAGAUACCUAAAAUCCACUUUAUACGUUUUUUGUAAUGAUUAAUCCCAUGAUGAGGAUAGCUGUAUGAAAACAUUUUAUAAAUAAAUAAAAGCGCACACUGCCCAGGUAUUGUUAGGAUGCCAUGAUCUUGGGGUAGCGGCUGAUAUUGCCAAGAUAAGUAAUCUGUACCAGACAUUUUUGACAUGUGAUUGUUGGGAAAUGCUGAUAGAAACACAGUAUUAGGAACAAUUGUAAGUGAGCAGGCAUCCUUAGAUAUGCAGCUGACAGAAGGCAAACAAUUUUGACAGCUGUAAAACAGUAAGCAUUGGAUUGGAUAACCGAUAUUCCAGUCAAGUGUAUAAAGGUGGCUCUUAGAAUGGCAGAGUAGGAAAAGUAGGCAAGGGAUUGUUUAAAACAUUUCAAUAUACAUGAUUUGGGUAAGGUAGAAAUGGAUAAUCAUAAUCGGACCUAUAUUAAGGUGUUUUAAAAUGUCAGUGUUUUCACAUAGACCUGGAAUGUCAGAAUUUUUGCAGGGACUAAAUUCCGAUUUCACCAUAAGAGGUCCCCAAAAGACACGGCCGAGAAGCACUGGGAUCCUGAAGGCAAGGAGGAAGCAUAUCCUGUACACAAUGUGGAACGUUUGACGAAAGUGGCAAUAUGAUUGAGCAGAGAUAAAAAAUUUAAUCUGCGAUUCCAAAGAUAUAGAUCCCUCCCAAUUUACUGUAGUGAACGGUGGUCACUACUCAUCUGCACACAGGCUUAAGAAUAAGUAGAAAUCAAGAGAAAAUAACGGCAAAAAUCACCUCCAAGAAAAUGCAGUUUACACAAAAGGGAUUUUUCAAAUAUUUGGAAAUCCCCUUAAGUUAUUGAUGAACAGCAAAUCAAUGUUGCAGGAAUAAAGUGCUACUUCCAAUAAUGCUCAGUAUAAAUUGGGGUAUGACACACUAACACAGUAUCAGGCAUAUGCCUGAGGUGUCUCUGGGUGCUUUCAACAUAUAGGCCUCCGUCUGGAGCCAGCCACAAUUUAACUUAACCGUGGGACUGUUGAGAGGAGAGGUGUCUUCGGUUGACCCAAUAGUAGCUUCAAAAUAAGUUUGAAAUGGUGGCCUGUUCAACUGCCCACAAAUAGACAUACACUGAAGCAAGGCUAUUAUGUAUUUGCUGUAUUAAAAGGCAAUAUCAAAGCCCUAUAAUAACUACAGUCUGCUGUUGUGGUUAAGUGCCAGUUGUCCCCUGUUCCACCAGCAGCAGACUUUAUUUUUUUUUUUGAGCACUGUUUAAUAUUGUCCUGGGACACUCUGGUCCUCUGCAGUCAUGUAUUCUCGAUACAGCUAAAUCCAGUUAUAUCUGCAUUUUGUGCAGCUUUUCACAUCAUUCUUUGACUGAGAGUGGCAGCUGUAGUGUAAACAUACUUUUUUUUUUUGUUUCAGUAACUAUUCAAACUUGGAUAUCAAAUGGUAUCCUCUACACCAGGGGCUCCCAAUUAAAUUUUCCAGUGGAACCUUUUGACAUUGUGGGGUUAGUAAACAGAUUGUAGUACUUCUGAGCAGGUGUGCAGAGUUGGUGUUUGUGUAAAAUUUUAGCAUUUUAAUACAGGGAUGUCUUUGAAUAUAGCAUUUGCGUUCAAAGGUGUGUUUGGAUGUUGUAUUUUAAAUGCAUAUGUACAUUUGUGUAUAGUAUAGGUAUUUAAAUGCUUUGUAUAUAGUUUUGGAGAUAGAGUUUAGGGGUGUCUUUGUAUGUUUGCAGGAGUGUGUGGUAUGUUGACGUUUGAUCGCAAGGAUGUCUGUUCAUGUAAUGCCACAUAUACACACAUAUAUAUACAUACACACACUGGAACAUAAAAACACAGAUAUACACAACAUGACGCAUGUAUUUGCGCACACACAUACAUAGAUGUACCCUCUUGUUCACUUACCUUUUUUCUGCAGGAAGGUGACUUUCUUCAGUGUUGAUGCUGGUGUGCCAGGUCGGCAGCUGUUCGCCUUCUUCCUCGAGCCAGUGCGCACCGUCUGGGAGGAAGUGCUGUCACUUCCUGCGAGCAUCCAAUACUACAGGUGCCCGGUGGUGGUCUUAAACGGCCGUGGCGCCUGACUGCACCCCUAUUUAGCGAUGCCCAUCGGUUGGCCCUAAAUGCUUGGGCCACCAGAUGGGCAAAUAGCCACAGAACUCCAAUUUGUGUCUUGCGGAAAUCUAGGGUUCUGCAGAAUACAAAUUGGGAAACUCUGCUCUGCACUAUGCUCUUACUUGCCAUGAACCUCUAUACUAUCUAAAUACCUAGAAUAUCCCUAGUAUAAAAAUCUUUAACAGCAAUUUGUGACAGUGAGUCUGAUGUAAUUUUAUUAUCCCAUUGCCCUUUGGUCCUGAGGUUUACUGUGAAGUCUCAAGAACAUCUUGAUAGAUUCCCUAAACAUUAUGUUGCGAGUGUGCAUAUACAUGCAAAAUUCAUAUUCACCAACUGAAAUUUUGUGUUGUUGCAAUUUGAAGGAAUUCCUCAAUUCUGACAGUUGUUGUGCUGUGAGAGUCGCAGUGGUCAGUGCUUCUUUUGGCACAUGAUUUUUCUGUUUCAUCAUGAUGUGGAACAGCUGUGGUGGAGAGCAUGAGGAUAUGUUUUCACCUGUCUUCUCCAUGAGACGAGCAUCAGAUCGCAAUGGAGCAUGGACCACUGUGUAUGUCAAGAAAAGCCCUGAUUGCUGCUGCUUUCAUGCCAAGCCAUCAUAACAGUGUGAAGGAGGACAGAGGGUGAACUGAUGAGAUGGAAAAAAAGGGGUGGGUGUUUAAAGGGACACUGUAAUCACCAGAACUACAGCAUAUUGUAUUCUGGUGAGUAUAAUCAUUCCUUACAGGCUUUUUGCGGUAAACACUGUCUUUUCAGAGAAACUGCCUAGGGAUAAUGCCACUAGCCACUCCUCAGAUGGCUGUUAGAGAUCAUUCUUGGGGCAGUGCUGCACAUUGGACUAGUGUUUGGGAAAUCCAGCUAUAAAGCCAGCAUUAACCCUUUAAGGACCAAACUUCUGGAAUAAAAGGGAAUCAUGCCAUGUCACACGUCAUGUGUCCUUAAGGGGUUAAGGUGGUCCUUUAAGUAGAAAUUCAAACUUUAACAACACUGUCAUUUGUGUUUUUCUGCUGAUAGUUGUAGGUUGGUGUAAAAUCAAAUUUAAUGUAGGAACAGUACUAUUAUAAUAUCUAUAUCUCUCAAGUCAUUUUCUUCUGGGGGGACAUGGCUCUGGCCACAGUGUUUAGAACUUGUCUAGAAUUUAGGACAUUAGAUGCUUCACUGCUUUUAUUGUGUAUGUUAUUUUUAUUUAAAUAUUUUUGGAAGAGGCAGCCUCAGUGCUUAAAGGAGCACUAUAGUGCCAGGAAAACAAACCAUUUUUCCUGGCACUAUAGGGUUAUUAGCAGUAACAUUUUGUGUAGAUUACAUUGUGUAGACUAAAGGAAUUCAGAAGAAAACAGUCUUAUACAUGGAAAAAGUGUGUGUGUGUGUGUGUGUAUGUGUAUAUAUAUAUAUAUAUGUAUGUAUGUGUGUGUAUAUGUAUGUAUAUAUAUAUAUGUGUGUGUGUGUGUGUGUGUGUAUAUAUUUUAUUUUUUAUUUUAUUUUUUCUCACUACAUUUCCAUUCCCAGAUUUGCGCCAUCCCUGGAUAGCUCUCCCAGGAGUGCCCAUUCUGUCCAAAAAGCACUUGGAGCUGUGGUGUCUUGCUCGAAUGUUCUUAAUGUUAAAGGACCACUCUAGACACCCAGACCACUUCAGCUUAAUAAAGUGGUCUGGGUGCCAGGUCCCUCUAGGGUUAACCCAUUUUUUCAUAAACAUAGCAGUUCCAGAGAAACUGCUAUGUUUAUGAAUGGGUUAAGCCUUCCUCCAAUUCCUCUAGCGGCUGUCUCAUUGACAGCCGCUAGAGGAGCUAGCGUGAUUCUCACUGUGAUUUUCACAGUGAGAGCACGCAAGCGUCCAUAGGAAAGCAUUAUGAAUGCUUUCCUAUGUGACCGGCUGAAUGCGCGCAGCUCUUGCCGCGCGUGCGCAUUCAGCCCAGGAGGAGGAUCGGAGGAGGAGAGCUCCCCGCCCAGCGCUGGGAAAAGGCAAGGUUUUUACCCCUUUCCCCCUUCCAGAGCCGGGCGGGAGGGGAUCCCUGAGGUAAAUGCUUUCCUAUGCGACCGGCUGAAUGCGCGCGCAGCUCUUGCAUAUAUACAGCCUUGUGUGUACUUAAUCACUAUGUCAUGCUUAAUAAGCUUCUAACUAUCCUAAAUAGAAAACUAUCCACGUAUAUUGUUAAAAAAAAAAAAAAAUUUCUCCUCUUCCUCCAAAAUCUAUUUUAUUUAUUUUUAAAUCCAAUUUAGACAAAUCUUUACAAGUAACGUUAAGCCAUUAACCCCCCCCCCUUCCCUUACAAAACUUAAAGCAACACUACGGGAACACAAAUGUAUAUUCCUGACCCUAUAGUGUUAAAAACUCUAUUUAAACUAUAAGAUUGUGCAUGUAACGGAGCAUCACUCUGAAAUUGUCAAUAACUUAUGACUGCUUUUAAGUUAUCAUUUGUGUCCUAUCUUUUGUAUCUUGCAUUCACAAUAAAAAUUGUUUUGGGAAAAAAGCAAAACUCUUUAGCCCCUCGGCCAUCCCCUUUCCCCAUUUAAAUAUAGUAAUAACUCCUCUAAUUUCUAGUGCUGGUGUUUGGCUCCGCCUCCUUGCUGACAUAACCAGAAAUUAUCUUGGCCAAUCACAAUGCUUUCCCAUUCCCAAACUUUAUAAUAGCACUGAAUUUGUCUUUUCAGCUAUGUAACUUUCUGUUGGUACCCAGAAACUUAAAGCUGCCCCCAACCAAUUUGUCCCUUACUUUCUUUAUUGCCAAUUGGAAUUUUGAAUAUUUCAGUUUUCCAGCGGCCCUGUAUGCUACAUUGCACGCAUGUUCUCCGGGUGCACAUACUUGCGAUUCGGGUUUUUUGUUUUUUUUUAACUGCCACCAUUUUUAUUCAGCUGUAUUUCUGUUCUUGCAAGGACAGUGGACUACACAGUGUCGUGUCUGUGUGUGUAAUUUUUCUUAUUAUUCUUCUGGUCUAAGGCUUAUUAAUGCAUUCACAUCUGUUUCCUAAAUGGCCAUCAUAAAGAAGCAUCAAUGAACACGCUGGUUAUUCGUACGUCAGCACAGCUUAUGCAACAUCUAGAAAAUCUGCUAUAUGGUCUUACUGUAGUACUGGUGUAACUUGAAGCCAUGAUUUUUGGAACUGUGAUUUGAGUUCUUACAGCAGUGUGGCACUUCUUUUGUGUGUAUGUAUACUUUUGUGUUGUCUUCACCAGUACAAUAUUGGUCUUGCCUAAUGAAGAUAAUGGAACAAUUAUUAUUUCUGUGCUGUUAUGUGUGACUGUUCAGAUAUUCUUGGGUCAUUUGUUUAAAUAUUUUUCUGUUAACUCUUUCAGUAAUCUAUGCCAGCAAUUAUGACCAUGUUAGCAGACCAUGCAGCGCGACAGCUGCUGGAUUUCAGCCAGAAACUGGACAUAAAUCUUCUGGACAACGUGGUGAAUUGCUUGUACCAUGGAGAGGGAGCACAGGUAAUUUGUGUCACUGAAGAUUAUUAAUAAAAAUAAUUAAUCACAAUGUAUGGGUGUCCUGGUUUUCUUCUUUGUGAUGAUCUAUAAUGCCAAUGCUUGCACAUGGUAAAUUCCUACUGAACUACUUUUUAAGCUUACACAGAACAUUUUCAACCAUUGCUGAGUAUUUCUAAAAGUUGCAUAGUUUUGACUUCAGCAGUGUAUAAACCAUUCACUAAAAUAAAUUGGCACCCAUUUGAAUAGAAUCCUACCCCACUUCACAAGCUCUUACUGAAUAUCUUCCAGAAACUGUGUGUAAGGUUAUGUUGAUGUCUGCAGAAGAUAGAGUAAACUGCUGCAUAUGGCCUCCUAGCUGGAGUGGUUUAGAAACUGCUAGUCAAACUUAGCCACUGUAAUAUGUAAAUCAGGGUGGAGUCAAGGACCAAACUAGUGUGGGUUUGUACUUUCUCAUGAAGAAAACUAUUUAAAUAAAUAGCCACAUCAUUCAUUGCACACAUCGGUUGAAAUUUUCAUUCAUAUUUGGCUACCUGUAAAAUUUUGGCGUUCUGGCAACAUACAUUUUAGCUAGUAUUUCAAAUGUUUGUACAUCAGAAGGUUAAAUUUGCAUGUUUUUCUAAAACAUAGAACCAUAAUGCAAUGUUGAAAUUAUCCAGCAGCAGGUGUAAGUUUGAGCAAAGCAGCAUCUUGUAAAUAAUCAACGUGGAAACAAUAUAAAGGGUUUUUCUUUUUUUCUUUCUCUCUCUCUCUCUAUAUAUCUAUAUCUAUAUAUCUCUAUCUCACACUCCAUACAUGCAAACACCAUCUACUUGCACUUAUAUACCACACACAAAUAGUCUCAUGCUAUGCAAUCCAUACAAAUAUUGGGACUGUGGAGCACACCUUAUUCUGAGCUCUGGGCUGCUUGAAUGUUAUUUAUACAUGCACUCCUCAGCAUUAAGACAUGCCAACUGUCAGAAUCCCCCUACUGGCAACCAAAACUAAAAUCUGAGUUGUCAGACUUGUUGAAAAGGACAAUAUAGUCACCAGAACUACUUUAGUGUAAUGUAGUGGUUCUGGUGUCUAUACCCUGUCCCUGCAGUCCUUUCAAUGUAAACGCUGCCUUUUCAGAGGAAAAGGCUGUGUUUACGUUGCUGACUGGUAACACUUCUAGUUACUCAGUCGGCCCUAGAGGUGUUUCUAUACCUAAACCGCUACUUCAGGUGUCUGUUUAUAUUCCUGACACUAGUGUUACUUUAAUUGGGGGCAUUUUUCUUGUCUAGGAUUGCAUAUGUUUUGAAAUUUCUGCAAUACUUUUUUUUUAACACAGCAAAGAAUGGCUCAGGAAGUGCUAACCCACUUAAAGGAACAUCCCGAUGCAUGGACAAGAGUUGACACCAUUUUAGAGUUCUCGCAGAACAUGAAUACCAAAGUAAGCAUGGGAAAGUAUUUAAAAAUGACUUUUUUGUCUUACCUCCCUUCCUACUUGCCUUUCCAGUAAACUUUGAGGAAGUUAUCUCACUGCUCGGCUAACUACACUGUAUGUAACUGUUCUCAUUACUUUAGAAAACCGUUAAUUUUAGAGAAACUGAUGUGAAAACAAAGUCGAUUGAAAUUUAUAUAUAUUUUUUUUUUUUUUUUUUAAUUGAAGGUUACAUUGAAAGUGGGUUUCUACUUCUUUAGUAUAAUCUACUGAGCAGAAAACAAAGUAUCUUAAAUAGAAAAUCACAGCUGGUCUUGGUUGCACAGUUUGUUUUUAUUAAUUUACAACAGUAAACAAUGUAUUCCAACUGUUAAAAUGUGUAAGUGAAUACUAUCCCAGAUUUUUCUUUCUUUUACAAGUGAAAGUUUUUUUACCUGUUAUUCGGUUCUUUAAUACUUCAGUGUAUCAAAUAUUGCAUUUGCAUGUACGUGUUUGAAUUUCAAUUCUAAACUCUUUUCCUUGGCAUUGUUUGGUUUCAUGUAAACCUCUGUAAUGCUCUGUUCUCAUUGCAAUUAUGUGAUGGUUAAAAAGAACCCUUUAUUGGGAUCACUUGUAUUUCAAGUGUUGGCUAUCUUAACAUUGCCCAGUGAAGCUAGAGCACAUCUGAAUUAAGCUUCCCUUUCAACACCAUGCCUUUAAAAAAAAAAAUAGACUAUUUUGAGAUCUUAAGGUUAUAUACUGUACAAAUGUUUGUGCUUCCAAAAUGACAGUACAUUUUCUGUAAUUCAAAGGCAUAAUUGUCAUGCCUGAAAUAAUUGCCAAUUUCAAGGCUUAAUUUUGCACUCUCUCCUAUCAUAUAUCACCCUUAAUGUUGUUUUCUUUAUGUGGGUUAAACCACUUUCAAACUUACUCAAAGUGCUAACUUUGGUUAACAUUAUUUGCUUGCCUGGUCAUUUUCUGCGUUUGUUACUGACAGACAUUACUAAUGUUUAAGUUGAUUUAUCAACAGCAAUAAUUUUGUUAAAAACUCAAAAUUGUCUAGUGAAAAAAAUGACAUGCUUAGCGGAACAGAAAGAAAGCAACAGGUAAAGAACUUUUCAAUUUACAUAAACUGCAAAUGAUUUGGUGCUAAAAUCUAUGCACUAUUACAUUUGGCUUUUAUGCUAUUUAUUUUUUUAAUAUAUAUUUAUAAAGCUGUUAACACUACCUGAUAAUAUUAAUCAUAAUGUUCCAUUAUGUUGAUUGCUUGUAAUAGGAAGAAAAGGGGUGUCUUCCUGUGCAACUGACACAGCUAGGCUUUGACGGCAGGCCUCCACAAGGUCUACCCUUUUCAUUCCCUUUAACUGAAUUCUGUUCAUCAAUUGUCUUGUUUCGUGGGUGGUUGGGAGGGGGUGGGUGUGGGUUGGUUUCAGUAUGUAGUAAUAAUUAAUAUGAGGGCAUAUAGUAAUUUUUACCACAGGGAUCAUUUCUAUGCAUUUUGGCAUUGCACAUUUGCUGCUGUUUUGCAAACUGAACUAAAAAUGAAAUUCCAAAACUAAGCCUUUAGAAGUAUUGUGUAUAAUAUAUAUAUAAUUUCUUGUGUGUUUUACCCCCACAAGUCAUAAAGGGAAAUAAAAAGCAGGCAGUGUUUCUUUAUUGAUGCCAUGUUCCUAAUUUAAGUAACUAAAUAUUUAAGGUACCUGGGCACUUUUUGCUUCAUAUUCUCAUUUUAAAUUUAGCAUACGUGCAUUAAUAUGUAGUUUCAUCCCUAUGUUCCUUAUUCACAUUUUCUUUUUCCCUAAGCGGAUCUGUCAUUUGAGUUUUUCAUAAAGAUACCAUCUUAAUGAGAUACUCAUUGACUAAGUUGAAAGUUCAUUGAACAUAAUCAUAGGACUAAGUAGGGACUUUCACUGGUUCUCUUUUUAGGAGCAUAAAAAAAAUCAAUGUAUACAUAGUACUAGCAGAAUUACUAGCAAAUAUAUAAAUUGGGAGAAAAGCCUUUUACUUAUCUCAAUUAUCUUAAUGAUAAAUGUGUUGCUUUGGGAGUGGUUAUACAUUUUAUUGAACCAGACAUGGUGGAGUAACCUAUUUUUUUAUUUUAUUUUUUAAGCCUUUUUUUUUUUUCUUUUCUGUAGGAUUAUAUACUUAUUCCGUAAGAACAUAUGAUUUAAAAUGAUCCUGUCAUAACAGGUUAACUUUACCAUGUCCGUGAUCACAGUUUAUUCCAGUCACUGUGCACCCAAGACUUACAGUUUACAUCCAUUAAAAAUAAUGUGAAAUAAUUUGCACUAAUGAAUGGAAACUAACUUUUUUUUUUUUUUUUCAUUUGUGCAAAUUUUUUAGAUUUAAAUUAUUUGGCAAAGUGAAAUGCUUGGUUUUGAGGGGACUGUCCAUGUGAGAUUUUUUUUUUAAAUUUAUUUUUUCUUUCAUAUGUUGUCCCUUUUUAAAAGUUGCAAUUCACAAUUGAAACCAAGAAUUAUGGAGUGUGUUUUUGUUUUUACAUCUGUUAUUUACAUCUUUAACACACCUUUGUCAUGAUUUUGAUUAUUCUUUUAAGAUUCCCCCUUCUAUCUUUUUAAACUACUGAUGUGUAGCUGCAGUGACAAUUUAACUUUUGUCCUUUCUUUCUAAAAUCCUGUAAUAUUAAGUUGUAAAUCUUAUUUAGCUUCAGCUGGAUAAGUCCUUCCAACUUAUGUUACAGAGCAGGAGCUGACAUUUUAACAUUUUCUAAAGAAGCAACGCCCAUGCUUUCAAGUUUUAAACAUUUACCAAGUAUUAAUUGGAUUAAUGGCAUUCUGAGACUUGAAUAUAUCUUGAAAGAUAAGUAAUGAAUGGUUUCCUCCAGGGUUUUUCACCAAUGUGAGAAUUGUUUGCAAUUCAAACGAAACUUAAAAUGUAUGGCCAAAAUAACUCAAUUGGAAAACCAUUCCCCAAGUCAGUCAUGCUUCUAGAUUGGUCUAAAAUUUUAAAUUUAAUUUAAAUUGGACAAGUCUCACUUUAGUGAAUAAGCUUGCCAAUGAACACUUUUAAACCUACUUAAUAUACUAAUUGGAUGUGAUUUAACCCAUCAUCAAUAGAAACACUGCCCAGUUUCCCAUUAUUGUGAACUCAACACAGAUUAAAACUGAUCAAAUGCAACCGACCGUUGAAAACAGCAAAUAUAUAAGUAAUUGUAAAAAUACUUAAAGGCUGGCAUGAUCCCUUUGGUUGAAGUUAUAUUGAUCGACUUUGUUGUACAGUGACUAACCUUUGUAGUGAGAACUUUUAUUCUAGUCAAACUGUCCAGAUUUAAAUAUUUGUUCUGGAAAUUUUUACCUUUCAGCUAUUCAUGUUUCAAAUUAUUUUCCACUCCAGGUAUAUAAAUACCCAUAGAAUUACAUUUAACUAUAUAAAGUCUAAUAGGUCAAAGCACCCUCCCUAACUAUUGCUCUGAAAAAGGUUAAGUAGAAUGUUAACUGUUUGGUAUUGUAAGUUUUGUUUCACAAAACAAAUUUAACCACAUUACUGGCUUAGAUUUAAUUUUGAAAUGCUUUCUAACCAAUUUGUGGUGUCUUGAUUUCAGAUUAUCUAUAACUGCACCAAUUUAUUUCGCAGUGGUGCUAUUUGUGUGUUUUUUUUUUUUUUUUGUUUUUUUUUUUUUUAAAAACACACCUCCCCUCAGAGUUCGGUGUUACACUUCUGUAAUACCCAUCUAUGGUCUGCUCACACUCCUUACCUUUUAGCAGAGUUGGUUAGGGGAUUAACCAUAGCAAACACAUGUUGUUGCUAUGGGUGGAGAGCAGAGGCACCUCCUAUGGGAGGUCUCAUCUACUCUCCCUGUCUCUGUUCCUCUGCAGUGGAAUUGAGAGAGAUGGAAGAAAAAUCUAUUUGUAGAUAUUUUUUCUCCAAAUCUAUAUAUUUGCUAGCAAAACUGAAAAGUUGGAAUUUGAAACUGUUUUAAAAAGCUAAAGCAGUUUUGCCCAUGAAAGGCUCCCUUUAAAGUGAGUCAGCAUGGAAACUGAUGGAAUGUUCCUAGUGAUUGCUCCACUUUUUGAAGUUUCUCUGUUAUUUAAACAUAACAAGUACAUUAUAUCGAGAUUUCAUGAUGAAUAGGAACAAGUUGUCUGAGAAUAGACCAGGGAUGAUUGGUUCUUUGGAGAGGUCUUCAUGAGUUGGUGUGCUUUCCCAAUUAUGAUGGCUUCAAGUUUUUUUUUUUUUAAAAGCUGUAGUCAAAUAUCUAAGAAUGCGCAGCCCUAGGGGAAAUGACAGCAGAGCACAGUUGAAUGUCACUGUACAGUGGAGAAUUCAAAUGGACUUGUAGAUUUUUAUUAUGUUAGGGUGCAGUUGUAGACUACUUUUUGAAGGUGAAAAAGGGUAGCAGUUAAAUAAAAAAAGCAUGCAAGAAACUAAUGUAUUCAUUGACACAGGAAUGAAAUGUCAGAAUAACUUGUAAAAAUAAGCAUGUUAAUAAGAUCUUAGGUAGAUGUUUUGAGGCGAAUGCAUUGUUUUGUAACACAGGAGGUGGGAAAAUAAGUGGAAAUAAAGAGCAUUGCUUUAUUCCUGCCUAUUUCAUCACACUAAUAAUCACUGCAGCCCAUCUCGUGAUUAUGGAGCCAGGAGUGCCGUGUUAACACCUCAUUGUAAGAUGUCAAACAGUUUUAGCACAGUUUAAUAACUGCCCAGGGUGCCUGUGCUACAUCUGGUCUAUUCCAGAAGAAUUGUCAGCAUGAAAAAGGAGUUAAUAGUUGCCUCUUUAACUAUUAAAGAUCUAAUGUUCCUCCAUCCCACUUAAGUGUUGUUGGUGGACUGACCUUUAAUGACUUCUGUUAAAAAGAACACUCCUCGACAGGCCGGUUAGCAGUCAUAGCUACCAGAGUUUAAGAUUUACAACUGCAUGGAAGUGCUUCUUUAAACUUCUUAUUGCUGAUUGACCAUGGUACCCAAAAAAGUCAUGAAUAGAACUAUUUUGGAACACCUUGGGCAGAACUGGAAAUGUGUUUUUUGUUUUUUUUUGUUUCAGGUCAGUAUUUUUAAUGCCCAUAAUUGAACAGAUGGCUAAAAUGACCAAAAUGGUAUUCUUUUGUAUCAGAAGAAUUAAAUUGGUUUACAUGCUUAAGUGCUGAAUACCUGAAAGGUAAAAUAUAACUUAUGCAAAUGCAACUCUUAUUUUGACAAAGUAUAAAAGUUCAUCUCAAAGUUAGUGUAACAGGUCUGUGGUGUGGGAGGUUACUGGGGUGGGGUUUAGCAUACUGAAGCAUUUUCACUCUGCACCUAGAUUCACACCAGUGAAGACCAAUGCUAUUUGCAUUAUUUGUUGUUUAUUCAAUAGGAACAUUAAGAAAAUUUAACUCAUGCUUAACUUAACAUCUAUUACACAUCUUGUAUACUCUUACUGUACUGUUCUUCUUAUUCUAUUAGCCAUUUAUAGUUUUCCCUGAACUCUUCCUGGUGUGAGGUUGAUUAAAUAGCUGGGGUUUUAGAUGAUACAAAACAAAGGAUUGUGCAUGUAUAAAAUACAUGGGGGGUUGUAGAUGUACAUGUUUUAGUUAAUGUGUGAAUGGAUUGGCUGUGUGAUGUUUUAUUGAGAGGUUUUUAAAUUUUGUAAUAUCUUUUGAACAUUUAUAACCACAAAAUCCUCACAUACUUCUGUUCUCCAAUUUCAGUAUUAUGGGCUUCAAAUAUUGGAAACUGUAAUAAAAACGAGAUGGAAAAUCCUUCCUCGGAACCAAUGUGAAGGUAAAACUGUGUUCAUUUCAUUUAAGAGGAUUUGAAUUAUUUACUCUUUAAACAAUAUUACAGAGAGUUCAUUAUUUUGGUUGACAAAACAUUGUCAAAUUUUAGUUUUUGAAUGCAAAACAAUCUAAAACCAGAUGGCUUGCAAAUUUUAAUGUGGAGUUUUUUUUUUAAUAUACUCUAAAAUGCCUUUUUCAUGCUAGGACCAGCAGGUUGUGUGUUAACAGGAAACUAUCUCUUCCCAUGAGUUUAAUUUACUAUACCUUUUUAUCCACUGUAGUAUGUAUUUGUGAGGUGAGAAAUGUAAAACUAAAUGUUUAAAUCUUUUCCACUAUCAGACAUCUGGAUAAUGUCAUUUUAGCACUCUGUCAAUCAUUAUUCAAAGCUUUGUGUUUGGCGUCUGGCAGUGACCAUGGAUAAGAGGAGAAAUCUAAGUUUCUAUAUCUCCUCCUCAUUGACAAUCAAUGCCAUGGCUGUGCAUGGACUAGAUUGGGGUAUACCUUGCUAAAAAAAAUAUAGUAUCUUGUUUGCCUUUCAUUAUUUUAAUUUUAUUUUUAUUUUUUUAACACAAGGGUGCUUGAAGGUUGGAUAAAAACUGGUAGGGACUCACUGCAAUAAGCUAUAGUAAUAGUGCUUGCAGUCCCUUUAACAAAUGUAAACACGAUUUUGGUCAAAACAGUAAAUUUGCAAACCUCUGCUCUUUUAGUUAGCCAACAUGUAUCAAAUUUGGUUUAGAAUUCACUAUUUUUGGUUAACUCCAUGGAGAGGGUCAAGGUUUCCAGCCAUCUAUUGAUUUUGGAAAAGGCAGUCUGUCUACACGGAUCACUUAGUUUUGCCGUCAGUUCUGAUUUCUUUGUGUUCAUAGUAAGGAAUUUAAACUUUGUAUAAUUACAUAUUUUGGGCUUAUUUUUAAAAAAUAUCUUCUCUUGCAUUUUAGGUAUUAAAAAAUAUGUUGUGGGAUUAAUCAUUAAGACUUCUUCUGAUGCAACAUGUGUGGAGGCAAGUAUUUAAAAUAAAUAAAUAAUAUAAUAAUAAAUAUAUAUAAUACAUUCUAUAUCUUAUUUUUAAGUAACCAUUGCUAAAGAGAAUUUUUUUUUUUUUCUUCCUAUGAUAGAAAGAGAAGGUGUAUAUUGGAAAAUUGAACAUGAUUCUCGUUCAGGUACGUGGAACUUUUGGAGUUAUUUUAAUAAUACUUGUAUGUAGUUCAAAACUUGGCUGUAAUUUUAUUAAUCAGAUAAAAUUAAAGACAUUGCUUUUUAGUAAAUAUCACUAUUUAGUAAAUAUAACCCAAAUGAAAACACGAAUUUUUUUUCCAUUUGGAUUAUAUAUAUAUAUAUAUAUAUAUAUAUAUAUAUCUUUAUAUAUAUAUAUAUAUCUAUCUUUAUAUAGAGAUAGAGAUAGAUAUAUAUAUAUAUAUAUAUAUAUAUAUCUCUAUCUCUAUCUCUAUCUUUAUAUAGAGAUAGAGAUAGAGAUAUAUAUAUAUCUCUAUCUUUAUAUAGAUAUAUAUAUCUCUAUCUUUAUAUAGAUAUAUAUAUCUCUAUCUUUAUAUAGAUAUAUAUAUAUAUAUAUAUAUCUCUAUCUUUAUAUAGAUAUAUAUCUCUCUAUCUUUAUAUAGAUAUAUAUAUAGAUAUAUAUAUAUCUUUAUAUAGAUAGAUAUAUCUUUAUAUAGAUAGAUAUAUCUCUAUCUUUAUAUAGAUAGAUAUAUCUCUAUCUUUAUAUAGAUAGAUAUAUCUCUAUCUUUAUAUAGAUAGAUAUAUCUCUAUCUUUAUAUAGAUAGAUAUAUCUCUAUCUUUAUAUAGAUAGAUAUAUCUCUAUCUUUAUAUAGAUAGAUAUCUCUCUAUCUUUAUAUAGAUAGAUAUCUCUCUAUCUUUAUAUAGAUAGAUAUCUCUCUAUCUUUAUAUAGAUAGAUAUCUCUCUAUCUUUAUAUAGAUAGAUAUCUCUCUAUCUAUCUUUAUAUAGAUAGAUAGAUCUCUAUCUAUCUUUAUAUAGAUAGAUAUCUCUCUAUCUAUCUUUAUAUAGAUAGAUAUCUCUCUAUCUUUAUAUAGAUAGAUAUCUCUCUAUCUUUAUAUAGAUAGAUAUCUCUCUAUCUUUAUAUAGAUAGAUAUCUCUCUAUCUUUAUAUAGAUAGAUAUCUCUCUAUCUUUAUAUAGAUAGAUAUCUCUCUAUCUUUAUAUAGAUAGAUAUCUCUCUAUCUUUAUAUAGAUAGAUAUCUCUCUAUCUUUAUAUAGAUAGAUAUCUCUCUAUCUUUAUAUAGAUAGAUAUCUCUCUAUCUUUAUAUAGAUAGAUAUCUCUCUAUCUAUCUUUAUAUAGAUAUCUAUCUAUCUAACAGCUUGCAGAAGCUGAUCAUCUCUUGUCUAACGUCUGUAUAUGCCCUCCCCUUCUAUCCAAGCCCAGACUGUCUGUGGCUGACCAACCAUAGUUCCCAAAAGAGCCCAAUGAGAAGUCUUUGCAAGGGAUGUGAUCUAAGGAAUUUACCUGCCUCUUGAGUUUCGCUCCACUAAGCUAAACAACCGGAAAGUAACAUGAACUGUUGUGUAAUAGGGGGUGUGACAAGGUUAAUUUAUGAAAGUCAAAGAAAAGUUACUUGGCACUAUCCCAAAUCUGUAUGAUUAAAUAACUGGAGCUUUUUAGUAUCACUCCAGUGGCCAUUAGAUUGUAAGCUCACCUGUCAUGUCAAGGUACACUAACAAUACACCUUGCUUCCUUCAUCUACAGUUAUAUUAAAAAAAAAAAAAAAAAAAAUCUGAGACGGGUAUAUUUCUAAACUGUUCAGACUCCCACUACUCCUGGGUGGCAGCAAUGACCAUUAUACACAUCAGCCCCAAUACAUACAAUAAUAACCAAUAACCAAAGAAAAGUUACUAUUGUGUAUAUAUUGUGGCUGAUGUGUACUACGGUCAUUGCUGUCCAGGAAUUGAGUCUGAGCGCAGGACAAUUUUUUUUUUUUUCUCCCAAAUGUGCACUAUUUCUAAAAUAAGGGGGGUGGGGGGGAAUAUAAUGGGCACAUUCUUCCCUCCUAAAGCACAUAAGAAAUCACUUAAUAUGGGCGUAUCUAACCAAAAAAACCACUUGCCUGACUUUCCCAUUUCCCCUUUACUGACAGUCAUGUAUAUGCACUUUUUGAUUUAAUUGUAGUUUGUCUGACAGAAUUCUUCAAGCGGGGCACAUUUUGGACAUUUACUAAAAUAGUGCACUUUGUUAAUGCAAUGAAUAAGUAAGGGUAUAUGGACUAACCUUUUAACAGAAUUUGUUGAGGUUAAUAGUAUAGAGUUUGCACAGAGUUAUUCUGCACGUAAAACAUUACAAAAAAUUUGGGUAAAAGGGCACAAUAUAUGAAUUCUAAUUUGCCAUCAGAUUUGUUUUUCUGAUGCUCAUACUUGGGUAUAUGUAUUUCAGGGGAUGUAACCUUAUUCCUGGAGUGAAGCUCUUGGAUGACUUUACUAAGUGGUUGAAGUGAAGAGUUGUGUGUAAUGCAAUUAUUUGCUAGCAGAGGUCUAGUCCAAUUAAAGUUGCCACUGUAGUAGAUGUGAACUGUUGAAUGCAUAACCUCUACUGUGGCCAUUAUUUCUACUUUUUACCUGGACAGGUUAUACUCUGUUCUGGUUUUAUAGGUCAUAAUUCUUACUCUUAUUUGUUUUUAAAAACAAAUUGGCAAACACAAUGUAUAGAUAUAUAGUUGUGAUAUAUGCGAUGUCAUUUUUAUUGGACAAGUUCACUUUUAUAAUUAUCUUUUCUCAAUUAUAGAUAUUGAAACAGGAAUGGCCUAAGCACUGGCCAACAUUUAUCAGUGACAUCGUCGGAGCAAGUAGGACCAGUGAAAGCCUUUGCCAGAACAACAUGGUCAUCUUAAAACUGCUUAGUGAAGAAGUAUUUGAUUUUUCCAGUGGACAAAUAACACAAGUCAAAGCCAAACAUUUAAAAGACAGGUAAUGUUUGUUUUUGUAGCUAAUGUACUUUGUAGUCUUGUCGUCGUCCCCCUUGAAAUAAAAAUAAAAUAUUCUUUGAAAUAGACUUUAGAAAAACAUUUCUUCCAUGUACACUUCUUUACAAUGUUAUGUAUAAGGCACAGCUGUAAUAAUGCUUAUGAUGCCAGAUUAGAUUUCACACUUCUAAAGGCACACUCUACUCUUAAUCUCAUUGAAAUGGUUAUAGUGUCAAUAGUACCCUGGCAUCACCCCUUUAUUAAUUGUUAAAUUAUAUGUUAAACUGUUUUGGUUUUUUCAAAGGUUUAACACUAAAAGAGAAUUACCUGCAACCCAACACCUAUUAGAGGAAUAGCUAACACAGAGAUUACUCUUCUAUUGCCAUAUUAAUUCAUUCCAGCAGUAAUAGCUGAGAGACUCUCAGCCAAUCACUUAUGCCCAUUACUGCUUAGGCUAAUAUGAAUGUAUUAGCCAGUGAGCACAGAGGUGAUGUACCAGUGUUAAACCAUUCAAAAAUGGUUAUGAAGAGGCUGCACCAGACAACUCCAGGCAAUUAACCUCUUCAUUAACAUAAGAAAAUUUACAUAGUGAGCUCUAUUUGAGGAAUGAUUUGGAUUGAGAGAUCUCCACCCCUUCCGAUUAGGAAACCGCAUUGGACAAAAGAUGUUAAGUGCAUUUGAGAUCUUGCUCUGUGUUUUUUUUAUAGUGUAACUCUUUAAUGACCUUCCUUGAGGACAACUGGAAAAUAAAUGCAUGUGCUGCAGGCUUCCAGGGACUGAGCAUAUUUGCUAAUGGCGAGUAAACCGUACCCAGCACACAAUAGACACCAUAACCACUUCAAGCAGUGGAAAUUAUUUUGUCAUUGUGUCCCUUUAACCGAUUUCCCAUGAAUAAUUUAGCAUUUGUUGAGAUCCAAUUAUGGUAAAAAGUGUUAUGUUGAUCUGUUGCAAAAUAAAACCUGCAUUAAACAAAAACAAAACAGGAUGGCAAAGGCUAUUCUUUUUGAGAAAUCCUUUUAUUGAACAUUUUGCAUGUAACAUUCUACUUUCAUACAAAAUAGCAUGUCAGUUUUUUCUUUUAACUUAAAUAUGGACUUUUCUUUUCUUAUUCCAGUAUGUGUAAUGAAUUCUCACAGAUAUUUCAGCUCUGUCAAUUUGUAAUGGUAAGUUUGUGUGUAUAUAUUUAUAGUUUUGUUAAUUUUCUUCCUGCUAUUUUUGAUUGGUCAAGCCACAUGUAGUUAUUUCUUUUUCAUACAAAACGCAAUGCUUUUGCAAACAGAUCAAAAGAUUAGACUGCAUGUUACUAAAACGUUAUGUUUAAUCACUGUUGGCGUUCAUGUACUCUGCAAUAUGACUUAAAAAUGGAGGAAUUUGUUUACUUGUUUUCUAAACUACUACCAAAGCUGCCUUUCACCAACUUGUUAGGUGUUUUUAAAUUUCACUAAAGCCUCCUUAACAAACAGAUUUCUGUCACUUGCCCGUUGCUCUUCAAGUGACAGAAAUCAGUUUGUAAAGAUGGCUUUUGGAUUACUUUCAAAUAAUUUCAAGGUGGAGUUCAGAGGAAAGACUGCUGUUUAAAUGUUUGUAGAACUAUAUGAACUUAUAGGAAAUACAUUUUACCUCACUUUAGGAAAACUCACAGAAUGCCCCCCUCGUUCAUGCAACUUUGGAAACUCUACUCAGAUUUCUUAACUGGAUCCCCUUAGGGUACAUCUUUGAAACCAAACUGAUCAGCACAUUAAUAUACAAGGUAUUUUUAUUUAUUUUUAAAGUCUGUGCAUGGAAACUGUGUUGCGUUUGUGGUUUGGUUUUGUUUUUUAACUAAAGUGUAAAAAAGUGCUUUGUUUCUUCUCCCUCCAGUUUUUAAAUGUUCCCAUGUUCAGAAAUGUGUCAUUAAAGUGCCUCACGGAAAUAGCUGGAGUUAGCGUGAGCCAAUAUGAAGAGCAGUUUGUAACUCUGUUCACGUUGACAAUGAUGCAGUUAAAACAGGUAGGAAGUCAAAAUGUUUUUAUUUUGUAAUUAUCUUUCAAAGCAGCAGGUCGUUUUUAUCUCACAGCUCUGGAUGUUUGUAAAUGCAUGACUGAAUUUGAAAAAAUGCUUUUACCUAUGCAUAGUAAAUUUGUUAAACAAACCACCUAUUUUCUAUUCAAUGUGUUCUUUACAUCCAGAGAAUUGAAUUGCCUUGUGGUAAUAGGUUUUUUUGUUUUUUUUUAAUCUGAAUCUGUCAAGUUUAGAAUGUGACUUAUUUCUAAAUAUGUUGAAUGAACUAGAUUUCACUUGACCUACCAGGAAUUAUGUGAGUUAGCUUCAUUUUAAAUUUCUUGUCUGUGUAGUAAAACUUUAUGAACUUUGAAAUAAACUUGGGUGUGAAAAUAUAGAUUUAUUUAUUAUAUUUAUGUAGAUGCUGCCUUUGAACACAAACAUCCGUCUCGCAUAUUCAAAUGGAAAAGAUGAUGAGCAGAAUUUCAUUCAAAAUCUCAGUUUGUUUCUCUGUACAUUUUUGAAAGAGCACGGACAGCUUAUAGAAAAAAGGCUAAACCUGAGAGAAACUCUAAUGGAGGUCUGUAACAAAAAAACUGGCUAUUUUUUUACUGUAAUUCUUGCUUAGAUUUGCCAGAUAAUGCAUUGAUUUAAUUAUGCAGUAGUAAUAGAGAUCUCUGAAUUCCUCAUGUUCUUUAAAUGAAUACAGUACACUGUUUAGUAAAAAAUAUACAAAAGCUUGUUUGUACAUGUCUUUCUGCUCACUGUUUUAACUGUGGAUAAUUGCUUUUAAUUAAUGCUAGAUUCAUUGAACAAUUUGGUGGGCUUAUCUUCUACCCCGUCAUUUUAUCAUUCUAUUUACUGCUUCAUAGAUGUAAAACGAUCACACAAUUGCUGGGGUUUUUUUUUUUUUUGAAUCAUUGCAUGUAAGCAUACACUCUGUGGCUGAUGGCCUUAGUUUAGCAACUACUCCACUUCAUCUCAAUGAGCUGCUCUGAGUGCCAAGUGCCUGUUUAACCCUGCAAGUGAAAACAUUGCCUUUCAGCAGGAACAGCAAUGUUUUCAUUGCAGGGUCAACCCGCUUUAGGGAGGUAGCCACUACAGGCGCUUCUGCAGCCUUUCAUAGGCUACUGUAGUAGCUCAGGUGACUUUUGUAGGGAGAGUUUGGCACAGCGCAGUGUUUUGCAUCGCAUGCUCACUAGACUCUCAAUGCUUGCCUUUGAGGAAGCAUUAGAUUGGCUGAGAUUGAGACUGAUGAUCUCAGCCAGCGAGGCGGUAUGCCAGCAUUAUGACCUGCCUGCCGUGGGAUGUAAGGUAAGUUAGGUGAAGGUGGAAUAAAUCUUUUUUUUUUUUUUUUUUUUCUUUUAAUGUUAUAGUGCUCCUUUACUUUUUCAGAAGAUGAUUUUAGUGGCAGCUCUUAAAAGGGAUAUGCAUCACCUGGCAAUUGUUUUUUUUAUAUUUUUUUAAAACAAAUUUCCAAGCCUAAAUAAAAAAAGUAUGUAAUGUUUAUAAAGUUGGCCAGAUUGCAUUGUUGGACACGGCUCUCAGCUAGGGGACUUUUUCAACCUCCCGUCCUCCCUUUUACCCACCCAUCUCAGUUUCAGAUCAGUCCUCUGACAGAAACAGGGUAUCAUUAUGCAACAGUAGGAGAGAGAAACCUGACACCGGAGCCUGCUCUGCAUGAAUCACACUGAUCAGACUCCCUCUCUUCUCCUGUCAGGAUGUUGCAAGGUGAAGAUGUCUUCCAUCUGCACAUGUGUAAAUCUGUCAGGCUUGCCCUAUGCAAUUUUCCAGCAUUCCUAGGGAUAGCACACUGAUUAGAUCAGUGUUCCCUCUAGUGUGAGUGUGGUAAGCAGAAGCCAAUAAAUAUGGGGGGGGGGAGGAGAGGGAGAGACAUUUGCAUGCUUUUUUCAGCUUGCAGAGUGAGGCAACUGUCUUAUUGAAAGCCAAUUCGUUUUGAAUCCGUUGUCUCAAAGUGAUGCAUGUCCCUUUAAUUAUGCACUUGAUAUCUCUAUUAUAAGGUAUUUAAAUACAGCCACCAAACACCUGAAUGCUACAUUUUUUUUUUUGUGUGUGCGAAAACUGCAUACAUGUAAAACUAAAUACUAGCCAAAUUGUUAAUAUAUACAUUAUUUAUAGAUUUUUUUUUUAUUCCUUUUUUUUUUACUCCCUGCAGAGCUAUUAAAACACUUCUUUUUGCAUGGCAGGGUUAGCUUUUUUUUUACUCGGUUCACAUAGAUGGUGAAGAGGUUUUUUUAAUGGCAAUACGUGCAUUCCUGAAUUAGAAUCUGAGUUGGGGCUGAAAAGUCUACAAUAUGCUAAAUAAAUCAUAUUUAAAACUAAUUUACUAAAAUGUUAUGUGAAAUCUACAAAAGAAGAAGAUGCAAAAUAUCUGACAUGUAUGCCCUCAAUCCCCCUCUCUAGGCUCUUCAUUACAUGUUGCUGGUUUCUGAGGUGGAAGAAACCGAAAUCUUUAAAAUAUGCCUUGAGUAUUGGAACCAUCUGGCAGCUGAACUCUAUAGAGAGAGCCCAUUUUCAACAUCUACAUCGCCACUACUUUCUGGUAGUCAGCAUUUCGAUGUUCCACCAAGGAGGCAACUAUACUUACCUGUUUUGUCAAAGGUACUUUGUUUCCUGCAUAAAAUUUUGGCAUACUUUGAUUACAGCCGCUCUGUCAUGUGUUCCUUUCUCUAUCCCCUUUAUACCUUAAUGUUCCCCUUUUUGUUACUUCCCUGUAUUUAUAUUAGUUUUUUUUCCUGGCGCUGAAUCUCAAUAUCCGGGUGCUUAUAUUUUGUUUGUUACAUUUGAGAUUCUUUUGACUGAUUUGGGGUAAAUUGACUUGGCAACUGAAAUUAACAUUUUGACAAUUUGCGGAGCUUAAGCAGAGCUCACACUCCAUGAGAAAAGGUAUAACUAAUAAAAAAUGUUUAAAAAAAUUACGGUGAAUUACAAUAAACAGAGAACUAAAUAUGAAUUUAACCCCUUAAGGACUGAGGCAGUUGUACAAGUUGUGAUCAAAACGUAAAUAAAACCUUGAAUUUGCGUUAUGUCUGUUCAGGCGUAAUUCACCUCUUUUAUAUUAUGUCACAGUUAGAAUGUCACAUAGAACUAAAAAAAUUUUUACAAUUAUUUUUCCCCAUUUUUCUAAUUUUAUUAAUAUUAAAUAGUUUCAUACCUAUAUAUUUGAUGUUUAAUGAAAGCCCUGUUUCCCCUGAAUAAAAUGAUAUAACAAGUGUGGGUGCACAUAUGAGGCGAGGCGAAUUAUGCCUGCACAGACAUAUAGCGCAUAUUCCAGUUUUUGUUCACGUUUUGAUCACAACGUGUACAUUUGGCUGCGUCCUUAAGGGGUUAAGAGAAUUAUUUUGUUUCUUUGCAUAUAGUAUAAUCUAUAACAAUCUUCAUUCUUAAUAUUUCCAAGGUGCGUUUGUUGAUGGUCAGCCGAAUGGCAAAACCGGAGGAAGUACUUGUUGUAGAGAAUGAUCAGGGUGAAGUUGUUCGAGAAUUUAUGAAGGAUACGGAUUCCAUUAAUUUAUACAAGAAUAUGAGAGAAACAUUAGGUAAUAUUUCAUUUUUAAUGUUCAUUUGCAAUCACUAUCUACACGACAGAAAAAUAUCCUUUUGCAAACAUUUAAAAAAUGUUAUUGUUUUAAUUCUUUGUUUUAAAAAAGUCUGUUUUAUGUGUUUCUGCUAGAAUUACUUAAAGGAUCACUAUAGGGUCAGGAACGCAAACACCAUCUGGCCCCCCUUGCAGCACUAAAUAUAGUAAAAUCUUACCUGUAUUGCAGUCUGCUGGUGACUCUGCCUCUGAUUUGCCUGCCUGACUGACAUCAGAAGUGAUUCAGCCAAUCUCCAUGCUUUCCCAUAGGAUUGGCUGAAAUUGUCAAGGAGGCAGGUAAGGGGCAGAACCAAACACAACCGUGGCCAAUCAGCAUCUCCUCAGAGAUGCAUUGAAUCAAUGCAUAUUUAUAAGGCAAGUUCAGUGUCCCUAUGCAGAGGGUGGAGAUACUGAAUGUAUCUCCCAGAAAGUACCUCUUGUAGCCAUCUGAGGAGUGGCAAGUGGAGGUAUCCCUAGGCUGUAAUGUAAACACUGCACUUUCUCUGAAAAGACAGUGUUUACAGCAAAGAGCCUGAAGGGAAUAAUUCUACUCACCAGAACAAAUACAAUAAACCAUAAUGGUUCUGGUGAUUAGUGUCCCUUUAAACAUUCAGCCACAUUUUUUUUCUUUAUCACUCUUGCGUGCAUGUGCUUGGGUUUGUGUGUUUUUUGUUUUUUAGGAAUCCAAUUACCUAUACUAGAAAACAAAAUUAGGCACUUCUUAUAAUUUCUUAAAGAUGAUAACUGUUCUUGUCUUAAUAAGCAUGCUCGGUUUUGUUUAUAUUUGGUAAAUGGUUGCCUUUGUACAAAUAUUCCAACUAGGCACAGGCAUUGAAUUUACACAUAUAACAUGUAAAGUUAUUUUCUCCAGAAAACUGUGGCUAGUUUUUUUAAAACCUCUUCUGAAAAUCCUUUAUAUAUAAUCAAGAACUUUGUUUAUCUCAUUUUGCUGCUCUCAUUUAAUGGGGAGGUGGGUGGGGUUGUAUUAUUGGGUGAAUUCAAAUCUUUGCGGUGUUUCAUACCAGGAGUAGAUUCAUUAAAGGAACACAAAACUGUAUUCCUAAAUGUAAUGGUCUACCCUCCUCCCCAGGUGCACCGCACCCAGGCCAAUUCAGUGAGAUGAGUCUGAGUGCCUAGAAUGUCUCUUUAAUUAAUUGCAUUAUUUAAACCUACCCCAAAUGAAGGAUUUGUUUUAUUUUGUGUUUUCUCUCCAAUUGUUUUUUCUUUUGUAGUGUAUCUUACCCACUUGGAUUAUGCUGACACUGAGAGAAUAAUGACAGAAAAACUUCACAAUCAAGUCAAUGGAUCAGAGUGGUCAUGGAAAAAUCUAAAUACCUUAUGUUGGGCAAUAGGGUCAAUCAGUGGAGCGAUGCAUGAGGAAGAUGAAAAGCGGUUUCUAGUUACAGUUAUUAAGGUAAGCAAUUAGGAAAUCUUAAGAUACUUAUUUUGUGAUCUUGUAACGUAUGUAGUGUGCAGAUGUGUUCAGUUUGCAGGAAAGCAAUGCAAAACCAAAUGUUUAAUGCAGGGCUUUUAAAAAAAACAAAAAAAAAACAUGAUUUGACCUUUAAGCACCCUGACCUUUUCACAUGUGCAUUCUAAAAAGUAAAAUGUAACCUUUUCAGGAUCUUCUUGGACUCUGUGAGCAAAAGCGUGGCAAGGACAAUAAAGCAAUCAUUGCAUCAAACAUUAUGUAUAUUGUCGGCCAAUACCCAAGAUUUUUGAGAGCUCACUGGAAAUUUCUGAAGACCGUCGUUAACAAGUUGUUUGAAUUCAUGCAUGGUAAAUAUAUUCAAUUUUUUUUUUUUAAGUUUUGUUUGUCCUAUAAAAGUUGAAAGAUUUACUGUAUUGUUGCAUACCUAUAAAGUUUUAUGUUGAUGAAUAUAUUUUCUCCUGCAAAUUUUCAAGCAUUCUAACCCUACUUUUUAGAGACCCAUGAUGGUGUACAAGACAUGGCCUGUGAUACUUUCAUCAAGAUCGCACAAAAAUGUCGAAGGCAUUUUGUACAAGUGCAAGUUGGGGAAGUUAUGCCUUUCAUUGAUGAGAUCCUGAACAACAUAAACACCAUAAUUUGUGAUCUUCAACCGCAGCAGGUAGGUCUGUUUUUCUCCACCUCAAGUGUAACUAAAAUUGUAUUUAAACUGUUUUGCUGUGGGUUGGAAUUUCAAUAAUAUGCGUUUAAGUUUUGGGGGGGUGGGAGAGGGUUGUUUGGUUUUUUUCUUUUUUUUUUUGCUGUCACUUUUACACUCCCAUCCUUCUAAAAUUAUGAAAAUCUGAGGUGACAGUGCAGCAUGGAAUAAAAAAAAAAAACUGUUAAGACUGUGAUAGUGCCUUCUUUUAGAAAUGGUUUAUUUCUCAAAAUGUCUUGCGAAGCACAUUAUUUCCAUGCAAGUUAUAUGCAGUGUUAACAAGAUAUCUUUGUGUUUUAGGUUCACACGUUUUAUGAAGCAGUUGGGUAUAUGAUCGGAGCUCAGACAGACCAAACUGUACAAGAACACCUGAUAGAAAAGUAUAUGUUGCUCCCCAAUCAAGUAUGGGAUAGUAUUAUUCAACAGGCAACAAAGGUGGGUUUACACACUAUCUACAUCUUAAAAAAGAACAUUAUGUUUACUCAUAUUGAUGUUUGACUUCUUUUUUGGUCAAGGUUUGUCAAUUCCUAUGAAAUGGGAACAUGUAGAACGGAUACAUUAACUAGCUAAAGGGUUACUCCAACCCCCAUGACCACUUCAGUUCAUUGAAGUGGCCAUGGUCUUGGAGUCUAUGUGCAGUGUUUAUGCUUGAAACCCUGCAUAUACAGUUAUUUUAAAUUGUGUGCUGGUAAACUAUUCCUGGCUACCUAUUGUCAAUUCUGAUAGUAUUUUAUGUCUGUCAGAAUGUCUACCCUCCCCCUCCCAUUGUGUGCUCCUUUUAUUGUUUGCAGGUUUUACUGCAUAUAGAUACUACUUAUGUUUCCCAAUAAGACAUAUUACACAGGAAAGGUCCCAAUCCAGUGUGUUGGAGUAACCCUUUAAAACUGAAUUUGUUAUAUCAUACAUUUUCGAUAUUGCAGUUGGAGUAUAAAUGUGUUCAGGGAAACUGCAUGUUGCAAGGAUUUAACUGUUGCAGCAAUGAAACAUUGCUUACUCAUUAGCAGCUGUAAUGCAAUUAUGUAAGAGACGUGAAAAUGGCCGCAGAUUGUGAAUUAAAUUUGCAUGUGCUGAAUUCAAAAGGUAAAAAGCUGGGCAAUUGAAUAGUAGUCUCCAAACUGUUUCAACCUAUUUAUAUCGCAAUAAAGUCUGAAAUCUGGGCAGUAAGUGCACACGAAUGGUUACGAAUGCACACAGUAAUUAAUAGAGAAAUUCACACUAAGAGGAAGUUAAAAUAUGAUCAAAGUCCCAGAAAAUAUAUUUAUUUGUUCCUAAAGGAGCAGCAAAGAAAACUGAAGAUUAGUUGGGGGUCAUCUCCUUUAUAGACUGUGCUUUAUGUUGGUUGGUUACUGUUCUACAUUGGCAUUUCAAGUUUUUUUUUUUUUUGUAACCCCAAUCUUUAUUAACAGUGUUGUUGCUGGAGUAGUAAAGAAGGCAGAAUUAAAUACAUAGUUUGUUAGCCUUAUGGUGACUCCCGUGUCUCUAAAAUUUUACCAAGUGAAUCCUUGCAGGACGUUUACUGAAGUAUUCGAUUACAUAUUUGCACAGCUACUAUUUUCGCUUUUGUUUUAUUUGAUUGGUCAAGUUGCAAAAAUAAUUAUUGCAUAUAUUACCUGUUGGCACAUCUGUCCUAGGUAAUCACCAGAUAACCUGCCAUGGUCUUAGUUUUAUCCCGACCAGGCCACACACUUAACCCCUUAAGGACACAACUUCUGGAAUAAAAGGGAAUCAUGACGGAAUAUUUCCGUCAUGUGCUCUUAAGGGGUUAGAGUACUUAGUACUUGGGGGAACUCUUUAGAGACAUUCAAAGGAGUCUGCUCUUUAUUAAACAGAAUACAAGUGUUAUAAACACGCAGUAAACCACUUAAGUAUCAAAAAAGUGCGUGGGAUGAAGACUAUCUUGGUGCAGCUAUCUGUAUACAUAAUUAUUUUCUUCCAGUAGAAUAUGGUCUAGUCCUAAACUAAAUUAAAAUGUUUAUUUUUAAUAAAAUUCUUAUUACUGUUCCUUUUAGAAUGUCGACAUACUGAAAGAUCCAGAAACAGUCAAGCAGCUGGGCAGCAUAUUAAAGACAAAUGUAAGAGCAUGCAAAGCUGUUGGUCACCCUUUUGUAAUCCAACUUGGAAGAAUUUACUUGGAUAUGCUAAAUGUGUACAAGUGCCUCAGUGAAAACAUUUCUGCAGCUAUUCAGGCAAAUGGUAUGUAUCCCUUUUAAUGUUCCUGUCAAAGUAUUUUAAAUGCGUUUGCAGAAGGAUGAAACAGUGUAUUUUUCUUUUAGGGGAAAUGGUCACAAAGCAACCACUGAUAAGAAGUAUGAGAACUGUUAAAAGGGAAACUUUAAAACUAAUUUCAGGAUGGGUCAGCAGAUCGAACGAUCCACAAAUGGUGAGUCUGUUUUUUCCCUUAAUUUUUUUUUUUUUCAAUUAAAUAUUUUAUUAAAAUGUAUUGCAAAUGUUUACGAUUUAUUUUUGUUUUAAUAAAUUUUUUUGCUUUUCGCCAGGUCGCUGAAAACUUUGUCCCACCUCUGCUGGAUGCAGUUCUAAUUGAUUACCAGAGAAAUGUGCCUGCUGCCAGAGAACCUGAAGUACUUAGCACAAUGGCUACUAUUGUAAACAAGCUCGGGGGCCAUAUUACAGCUGAAAUACCUCAAAUAUUUGAUGCUGUUUUUGAAUGCACAUUAAACAUGAUAAACAAGGUACAUAUUUCUUACAUGGUUUGGAUUGGAAUCUUUCAUACAGACUUGAAACCUUUUCUGUUGUGUUCUGGAGAGAGGUUGUAAACAGACUUGAGGUACUUCUCCAAAUUUCCCUUAUUUGCUGCAGUUUUAACUCUUCUAUAGUGACCACAAUCCCAAAUCUCAGGGAUUUCUCUGUAUGUAGAUUGGUAUCCUAGUAGAAAUAUUUCGAGACAUGAUUGAAACUAUGAUAGAGCAUAAUUUGCCUUGGCUUACUGAAUAAUUCAGGAUAUUUUAUGAAGGUGUCUGCUAGUUAAACAGCUAUAUCAAUCUUGACUGAUCUUGGGAAUAAUAAUCUUAUCUGUUCAAAAAUAUAAUGGAGGACAUUUUAAGUGCUGGAUGUUUGCUAUAAAUGUCAAUUAAAAUUACUUUUCUGGAUCGCAGAAUUUUUUUUUUUUUUUUUUUUGUUUUUUUUUAAUACUUGGAUAAAGUUUUUUACACUUAGUAUCGCUCUCCCCACAGGACUUUGAAGAGUAUCCAGAGCACAGGACAAACUUUUUCUUACUUCUUCAAGCUGUUAAUUCCCAUUGUUUUCCAGCAUUUUUGGCUAUUCCUCCAGCACAGUUUAAAUUGGUUUUGGAUUCUAUCAUUUGGGCUUUCAAGCACACAAUGAGAAAUGUUGCAGACACAGGUAACAAACUACAUUUUGGAUAUUAAUUUGAUUGUCUCUUGCGGGUAUUUUUUCUUGCCGUUGCGAUCUUGUCAAUUUUGUGUACCAUUUGCAAACACUGAAAUUCAGAAAAAAAUUUCUCCCCCUACAGGCCUUCAGAUUUUGUACACGUUAUUACAGAACGUUGCCCAAGAAGAAGCUGCAGCACAGAGCUUUUAUCAAACCUAUUUCUGUGACAUACUUCAACACAUCUUUUCUGUUGUGACAGAUACCUCACACACUGCUGGUAUGUUUUAUUUCAUUUUCCUGUUAAUCUCUUUAGAAAUUGGGACAUUGCAUUGUGAAGAAAACAUUAAUUUGACAAUAUAUUGGCAUAUCUUGUAGCAAUAACAUUUUAUAUCUAUUUUUUUUAUUAAAGGGGCAUUAUAGGCACCCAGACCACUUCUCAUUGAAGUGAUCUGGGUGCACUGACCCUGUCACCUUAACCCUGCAGUCUAAUCUUGGGUAUAAGCCUGCCUCUAAUAGUGACUACUAGGCAGUCACUAUAGGCUCUUCCUGCAGUUUCUUGGAGUUUGACUCCAUGAAAUGACGCUGGACAUCUUAAUGCUUUCCACAAGGACAUCCAGUGUCUUAAAGUCCCCCAAUGGAAAGCAUUGCGAAAGGCCUAAUGCACGUAUUUCAUGCAUAUGAUGUACCCCCUCAAAGACAACUAGUGCGAAAGAACCUCGGGACUGGAAUAAGAUAAGGUGAUUGUGGGGGGUGGGUUCAGCAUUGUUUUUCUUAAACAUGAUCUAAAGUGACAGCUAUUUGUUACUGUGGUUAAUGCUUAAGCAACAAGCUCCAGUUUGGGGUAUAUCAAAAGUUCCAAAUGGUUACAAAUUUGGUAACGUUAAUGCAGACUGUUAUUGUAUAUUAGUUAUAAUUGCUCAUCAGUAUUAAAAUCUUUUCUACAUUUACCUAAAUUUUGUGUUCUCUUUUGUAGGUUUAACCAUGCAUGCUUCAAUUCUAGCAUACAUGUUUAAUUUAGUGGAAGAAGGAAAGAUAAAUACACCCUUGAAUCCAGCAAGUCCUCUUAGCAACCAGUUAUUUAUUCAGGAAUAUGUGGCAAAUCUCCUAAAGUCAGCCUUUCCUCACCUGCAAGAGUAAGUAGAUCAUUCUGUAAAGUUUCCAUAUGGUAAAUUACUUAAAUAAAUUACUUAACUAAAAAACAGUGGAAAAAGAGAAAAAAAAAUUUUAAUAUAUGUACUUUUCUUUUUUUUUUUUUUUUUAUUUUAUUUAUUUUUUUUUUUUUAGUGCUCAGGUAAAACUGUUUGUGACUGGCCUCUUCAGUUUAAACCAAGAUAUUCCAGCAUUCAAAGAACAUCUUAGGGAUUUCCUCGUACAAAUAAAGGUAUGUUAUUUAUUUUAUUUAUUUACUAUCGUUAUCAAUCUGUGUCCCUAUUGAAUCAAACUAUGUGUCAGUAUGAGCACUUGUAGGUACUUUGUCGCUCUCCCUUCCAAUGUGGUUUAUAAUUGUAGCAAUGUAAAAAGUGGUGUUUUCUCAUUUGUGUCCAAAAAUAGAACCCACUGCACAUUAGCUGAAAGUCAUUUGGCUGCUAUUACAUAAUUUGGCAGUACUCCCUCAUCUUACCUAUGUGAUGGAAUUCACUGUAGCUGGGUAACAAACUGCAUACUCCAAAAAGCCUCACUUCACUAUUCGAAUAAGAGGGAUCUGAAUGGAAUAUAGUCUGGAGAGUCCAUGAGGCACCCUCCUUGGGGCGAUGUAUAUAUCUCAUGCUGAAAUGUAGUGCACUCAGGGGAUUUGUUGCAAUUUUUCUCCAGACCGAAUACAGGCCUUUUUAUUUAUUUUUUUUAAAUCUUUUAUUUAGGAAUAUGCCGGGGAAGACACAUCAGAUCUUUUCUUGGAAGAAAGAGAAACUGCUCUCCGACAAGCGCAAGAGGAAAAACACAAACUUCAGAUGUCUGUUCCUGGCAUACUCAAUCCACAUGAAAUUCCUGAAGAAAUGUGUGAUUAGAUUUUAGAAGCCAAGUUAUGCUGUUGAUUUCCCUCCUCCUUCUGAACAUAAAUUUUGUUCAGGAAAAACAUCACUUUGAUUAUCGUUGACCAAAAUGAUGCCAAUUUGUAAAUUAUUAUGUCACCUAGUGGCCCUUUUUUCUUAUUAUGCGUUUUUUGUAUAAGAAAUUUUCUGUGAAAUAUCCUACAAUUGUUUCAAAGCUUUGGUCAUCCUUAGGUUUGCAUGAUAUUAAGGAUAUGUGUGUAAAUAUAUGUUUAUAUAUUUACACAUAUUCAUUUUUUUUCUGCUCUCCUUUUAAUUCUUUCAUGCCCAUUUUGUGGCUUUGGGGUGAGGGCAAGUAAAUUGAUCUAGAACAACCCAAGAACCUAUAUUUGUUAUGUCUGUUGCAAGAGCAAUUCCUCACCCUUCUGAACAUACAAUUUUUAAUUAAGUGAAGUUUUUUGUUUUUUUUUUCUCCUAGUUUAUAUUGCAGCCUAGAUGGAAUUUCAGCAAUUAUAACAAAUUUGACACUGCUGCAUUCUCCGAACAAUUUUUUUUGUUUUGGUUUUUGGUUGAGGUGGGCAAUACUACAUACAUACUGCAAGUUGGAAAGAAAAAAAUUUUGCAGCAAGAUCAUGUGCAUAUCAUCCCAUUGUAAAGCAAUUUCAGAAAAUAUGGGAACACAGUACAGUUAGUUAUUUUUACACAGUUUUUGUUUUUUUGUGUGUGUGCUGUCGCUAUGUCGACAACAGCUUUUUGUUUUCCUCAAUGAGGAGUGUUGCUCAUUUGUGAGCCUUCAUUAACGAGAAGUGAAAUGGUUAAAAAAAAAAUAUUUAUCCUGUUAGAUUAGGCUUGCAUCUUUUUAACAACUCAUACAAUUCUGGCUUUUGAGAUGACUUGUACUAAUUUACAUUGUUUACCAUGCUGUAGUGCUUUAAGAACACUACUACUUAAAAAGCAAAAUAAACUUGGUUUACAUUUAUCUC
Pelobates cultripes (western spadefoot toad) is the source of this 46699-nucleotide messenger RNA. Lineage: Eukaryota; Metazoa; Chordata; Amphibia; Anura; Pelobatidae. The record is from the annotation of a GenBank genome assembly.